Podarcis lilfordi (Lilford's wall lizard) is the source of this 75531-nucleotide messenger RNA. The record is from the annotation of a GenBank genome assembly. Lineage: Eukaryota; Metazoa; Chordata; Lepidosauria; Squamata; Lacertidae.
CGCGACCUCCGCCAGCUGAGGCUGCUGGAGCCGCUCUCGCGUCUUCUCCUCGGCGCUCUCGCUGCCCUUUCCCCACCGGUGACGCUGCGCGGCGGGGGGGCGGCGGGUUGGUCUCCGGUGCCGGGUCUGGCGGUUGGACGCUUCCCUCACCAUGUCUCGGGUCCUCAAGUCGGUGGAUUACGAAGUGUUCGGCCGGGUGCAGGGUGAUUAUUUUGAUUAUUAUUGUUGUUAUUAUUAAUAAUAAUAAAGGCGGGGGAGGGGGAGUGUAUUCGAAUUACCAGGAGAAGAGAGGGGAAAGGGAGAGAGGGCGCAUGCGCGAGGUUCCCUCAGGCUGUGGAAGCUUGCCGAGAGGGGGCGCGAGAAAAGGAGCGAAUUCGCAUGCGCGAGUACCGUCGCCUGAGGCGCGCGUGCGGUUUACGGGCAACGUUCGGAGUGCCUUACGCGAGCCAGAAGUGGAGCUUCCCCCCCCGGCCACGCAGGGACUCUGCUGCGCAUGCGCAACGUGCAGAGAAAGCGAAAACGUGCAAGGUUGUUGCGUUGGGUAUCUUAACGUCCAUUGAUUUCGGAUUAUGAGAAUUCCACCCCUUCCCCCACGCGCAUACACUUUCUUUCUCCUGCUUCGUUUGCUGGUUUCAGGAGGAGCAUUCCCCCCCCCCAGCCUAAGACUGCAACUUUUAUUGUUUUAAAUGGAUUAAUAGGGUUGUUGUUGUUGCUGCUGUUAUUAAGGAGAGGAAAUGCAAGAACCUCUGCCACAAAGAACCCUUCAGCGCGUAUUUCGUCAGUGAAUAACGUUGCACACUGCCUGGUUGGCUAAUUCUAAGUGUUGGUGCUGACCUUUAAAGCCCUAAACGGCCUCAGUCCAGUACAGUGGUACCUCGGGAUGCGAACGGGAUUCGUUCCGGAGCCCCGUUCACAUCCGGAAUAAAACGUAAGACGCAACUGUGCGUGCGCGGGUCGCGUUUCGCCGCUUCCACGCAUGCGUGUGACGUCAUUUUGACCGUCCGUGCAAGUGGCUCCGUUGCUUCCGGGUCGCCGCAGAGCGCAACCCGAAAAUACUUAUCCUGAAGAGUAUUUAUCCCGAGGUAUGACUGUAUAUCUGUAUAUCUGAAGGAGUGUCUCCACCCCCAACGUUCUACCUGGACACUGAGGUCCAGGUGCUAAGGGCCUUCUGGCGGUUCCCUCGCUGCAAGAAGCCAAGCUACAGGGAACCAGGCAGAGAGCCUUCUCGGUAGUGGCACCCGCCCUGUGGAACGCCCUCCCAGCAGAUGUCAAAGAGAAAAACAACUGCCAGACUUUUAGAAGACAUCUGUAGGCAGCCCUGUUUAGGGAAGCUUUUAAUGUUUGAUGCAUUACUGUAUUUUAAUAUUUUUUUGGAAGCCGCCCAGAGUGGCUGGGGAAGCCCAGCCAGAUGGGUGGGGUAUAAAUAAUAAAUUAUUAUUAUUAUUAUUAUUAACAUUGGUAAUGAAUAAGGGAGAAGCAGAGUAACAAAAUGGAUCAAAGGGGGGAGGGAGAUUAAAGACGAGGUGUAAACAGGAGCUGUUGUGCCUGUAGAUUAAAGACAUGUUUACUCACAAGCAAAUCCUAUUGAGUUUAAAUGGGUUUGCUCCCCCAUUAGUGGGUUUAGGAUUACACAAUCCUAUAGAUGCCCGCUCUGAAGUAAGCCUCAUUGAGUUCAAUGGGACACUCCCAGUCAGUGUGCAUAGGAUUGCAUUCUAAGGGUGGCGCCAGAUGAUAAGGGCAUUUCACCGUUGUGGAGCCACUACUGAAAAUUUAUUUACUUUUAUGUUUCUUACAUUUAAAUUCUGCCUUUCUUCCAUCAUGGGACCUCCCAAGGCAUGUGGUUCUCAGGCAGUCUCCCAUCCAGGGACAGAACAGAUCUGAACCUACGGUACUUUGCUUCAGCAAAGUGGUGGAGAUUAUACAGUGGGAAGACAUGGAAAAAAUUAUCUUCUGUAUAUAGGAUCCAUAGCUAAAAGGUGGCCAGGAUAGAGAGUGUGUGACUAGAUGUGAAGAGAAUCCAUAACAUAGAAGUUAAGAAUGUAUGUACGGUGACUUUGGAUCCACCAUGUAUAAAACAAAUACUGUAACUUUAUAUUAUAAGAUGUUGCAACUUCAUUGUUAAAUUUAUUUGCUUACAUAAUUCAGCUCAUACUGUAUAUAUGAGUUGGAAACCCAAUCCUAAUCAAGUUUACUGUGACACAGUUCAUCGCGUUACAUUCAACAGAGUUUCCUGCAUUGCAAGUAUCCUUAAAUUUGCAGCUUUCAUCCACAGGUGCUCAACCAAAGUUAAUAUGGUGUAAGAUACAAGGAAUGGUAACCAGUUUCAUACACUGGGCAAGAUACAUCUAAAGAGAUAUUUAAUCCCAUUGAUUUCACUGGGAAACAAAGAAUAUGCCAUUUAAAGUAAUGGGUCUGUCUGUUCCCUCGUGCUAAUUGGCAGCAGGAAGCAGGAUAAUCAGGAAGGAGAAUGGAAAAAGUGAAUGCAACAGCACCAGGUAGUGGACAAAAAUAAUUGUGGCUGUUAUGUUUCCUGCAUGGUACUGACUCCAUCCUUUUCCCCCAGCUGCAGAAAACAGGCUAGUCAAAAGAAAAUCUUUAAAAAUGACAUUCUCUGGUCUCAGUUCAGCUCUUGUUGCAUAUAACUAUUCAAUUAUGUUUAUUUUAUAUAUCCUGGCUCAAUGAGACUUUCAGGGCAGCUGAUACACACACACACACACACAAAUCACAAAUAAAACCACACAAAUGCUGGCAAAAAUAAAUUCUAUAAGAUUCUUGUAAAAACAAACAUUUAUUGACUUAUUUCAUUUUAGAUUUACAUACAUGUCGCACAAACAACUUCAGCAAGUAAGCUCAUUAAUUCUUACCAACCAGCAAGUAAAAUAACCAGCGAACUUUUAAAUAAUAUAAAACAACUGCAACAAAACCUAUAAAAGUAGAUAAAAAUGCCCCCUGCAUACGGCUGUGUAUCUUCAUGAAAUUCAGACACAUUCAUAAAGAUCAGUGGCACAUAGCUGAGCUUCAUGAUGGAAACACAUACCCAUUUCUACAGCAAAUCUAUAUCUCGCUUGCUACAUCAGAGGACAUAGGAGUUAUUCAUAAUCAUCUGAUAAUUUGCAAAUAGUUCUAUCGAGCACAACAAAAACUUUGUGGCAAACAUGCACCACUUACUAUCAAUGUUUCUGGCAUCCUGUUUCCUGAAUAUACUAAAAUGUUGCUGUACUAGUUUGAAUAAAAACAUUUAUUUAUUUUAAUGUUCUUUUUAUUCUUUCCUAGGUGUCUGUUUCAGAAUGGUAAGACAACAUGAAGUACAUCAAUCUUUCAUCGCUACUGUAUCAUAUUUCUAAGAAUAAAAAUAAGGCCUGUGGCCUGUACAGAGACCCCAACAGUCUAUAAUGCCAAGUUUUCAAAGCUAAUCUGAACAGUUAAGUAUUGUGUGUCUGUGGUAUGUGUUUUAACGGAGAUCCUUUUUUAUAAAAUGCAGUAGAACCCUGAUUUUAUGAAAACUAGUUGUAUGAACAAUACAUUUAUGAGCCAUCCUACUCAACCAGAUGAGAAAAAAGCACCACGGUACGUGUGCAUGAACUUUAACUUUGUGCAAAGGUCUCAUAGACUUAAAAGUUUUUGCCCCUUGAUCUUCCCGUGGCCCAUACUCUCAAACAUACAGCAUGGAAAGAUUGCGUAUGAGCAACACGCCGUUUUUCACAGUGACCAAGAAACGCAAGCGAACUGUGCUCACUUUCCAAAGCAAAAUAGAGAUUGUGGAAAGGUUGGAGAAAGGCGAAACAGCAACAGUGUUGGCGGAGGAGUUUGGAAUUGGGAAGUCCACAAUUUCGCAACUCAAGAAAAACAAAGACACUCUCCUGCAUUUUGUCUCAACAAUGGGGAGCGAAAAUGGCAAAAAGAAGCGGAAGACGAUGAAAUGCGCAAAGAACUCAACGUUGGAAGAUGCUCUCUAUGCUUGGUUUUCCCACAUGAGAAAUAUUGGUGAGCCGGUCUCAGGCCCACUUCUAUGUGAAAAGGCCUUAGAAAUGAACAGGAAAUUGAAUGGCAACCCUGACUUCAAGGCUAGCUCAGGAUGGCUGGCGCGGUUCAAGUCUCGCCACGGGAUUCACCAUCUCGGUGUUCAUCAUGAGAAGCUUUCUGCUGAUCAGCCAGCCACUCAAUGCCUCAAAAAAGAAUUUACAGAUUUCAAAACAGAGGAGGACUCUGACGCCGAGAGCAUUUACAACACUGUUGUUGUUCCUGGACCCUCACAUUCGGAAGCUUACAACGCAUUAGAAAUAGCUCUGCAGUGGCUGGAAGAUCAAGAAGAAAGUGAUGUGGUACAGCUCCUGUUUUUGAAAAGCCUGAGAGAUUUGGCUGCAAAGAAGAUAGCGAAUUCUCUCAAACAAAAAUAAGAUCGGAACUUUUGGCAGCAAGAAAAGACAAUAAUAAAAACUUGAUUCUUGACAUAGUCCAAUGAUAGAUCUGUUGCUGUUGAUAAUGCACUGUAUGAAUGACUGAAAAAUAAAUCAGUAAGCAUUUCAGUUUGUCUUUCUCACUCAAAGCACUGUAGCUGCUGUAAUGCUCAAAAGCACAGUUUUCUGAACUUUAUUUUAUGAACUCCUAUCUCCUCAAUUAGUUCAUAAAAUCAGGUUCUACUGUAAAUGUGGACACAUGUUCCUGUUAAAAUACAAUGCCCUUGAAAACUAUACAAGGCUCUAUUCCUCUAUUGCCUCUAUUCAAAGCUUGUGGAGGACCAGUGGUCAGGGAUGAUGGGAAUUGUAGUCCCAAAACAUCUGGAGGGCCGAGUUUGCUUGUGCCUGAUCUUACAUCUGUGUUUAAUAAGCCAGAUACGAAGCAGCCUUUUGGUUUUGUACACAACUCCUUUGCUCUCUUGGUUGCACACCUGGAUGCAAAGCAAAGAUUGCUUGCUCACCAUAGUUUCCUGUUUUGCUGAACCAGGAAACUAUGGUGGGCAGUUUCUACACAAGCCAGGAACCUAAAUCAUCAUUUAAAAAGUUGGUUUUUGAAUCAUGGCUUGUUUCACAGCCAGUAACCAUAAUUUCUUGGUUUGGAUGAAACGGGAAACUCUUGAGACUUCCACACGGCAUCCAGACAUUCUGCAAAGCAAGAUACGACUUUUGCGGGCUGCAACUCCAUGUCUCUUGGUCCUCUUGAAUCCUUAGGAAAGAAAUUGUGCAGAAAGAAAUGUGAUGUUUUAAGGCUGAGCUGAAUUAUAUGAUUUCAGAUACUGCAUAAAAUCUGUGUAUCUUCUUCUUCUUUCCACCCCCCCCCCCCCCGUUACCCACAACCCUCAACCAGUAUACAGAAGAUAAAGCUAGGAAAAUGGGAGUAGUUGGCUGGGUUAAAAAUACCAGACAAGGGACGGUUACUGGCCAGGUACAGGGUCCAGAAGAUAAAGUACAGGAGAUGUAAGUACAGUGUUUCCUGAAAUGUGUGCUGUGCUGGCUUCACUAACUUGCAGGAUUGGUUAAAACGCUUCUGCCGAUUAACAAAAUGGUUUGGGGAAAUGAUAUUGAAGCUCUAAACUGGACUUCCUCCAGGUCUUAAAUGAAACAAUUUGCUCACUUGGACUUAUAUUCAACCUUGCGUUAAGUAAGUAGUUUGGUCAAGCCAAGGAUGUCUGUUAGCACAGUGGAGCUCCCCCAGUCCAUGGCACCCCCUGUAUCUGCUCUGGGGAUCCUCUCAACCCUCUGGAUCAGAUUUGGGGAUGGCGAGAAGAGGGAGAAUGUUCCCAUUGUGCUAGUGGUAAUCUGCACACAUGAAACUAUUACGUUGGAUACUGCCCUAGAUGUGUAAAUUACAGAGAUUGGCUCUGUUGUCACUUCCAGAUGACCAGCUUAUUAAGAAUUCACCCUAAUUCAUUUGCAUGAAUGUGUAGAGGAAAUUAGACAACAUUGGCUGUUUAUCGAGCAUUCAUUCUGAUGGGUUUCUUGGGGAGGUUUUCCAGCAUUGCGUCAAAUAAUUAUUACCCCAUACUUUUCAGUGCAUUUCCCUGUCACACUUCUUAUUGCAAAUGUCUGAUUUUAUUUUAUUUUAUUAUUUAUCACAUUUAUAUACCACUUUUAUCUUCCAAAAAUCUCAGGGCAGUGCACAUGAUUCUCUUCCACAUUUCAUCCUCACAAAAACCCUGUGAGGUAGGUUAGGCUAAGAGAUGGUGACUGGGUCAUUUGCUUCAUGGCCGAGUGGGGAUUUGAAGCCUGCUCGCCCAGUGUUGUGCAAGAGCUCCAUAUCUGCCUUAAUUGUACCACCUGGAUUUGCUGGCAUAUGACUGAAUCCCGCCUGAAAAUAGCAAUGGCUUACAAGCGUCCAGAGACAGAACAGUCCCUCGCCAAAUGGUUUCCUAUUAAGGGAACCAGCAAAAUUGCUGCAGCUGUGGCUUCCGUUUAUGGAGGUGACAUGUGACUUCUGAGGACACCCACCUUCCUAAACUAUCUGAAGUGUGCCCAAGCCCUCCAGAAGGAGGGGCUGUUCAUAGAAGACCACCUUAGGGCUUCCAUUUGCUAGCCACUGUUAAGGAUUCCUAUUAAGAGUCCUCCUUCCUUUGAUAUAUGGGACGCGGGUGGCGCUGUGGGUUAAACCACAUAGCCUAGAACUUGCCAAUCAGAAGGACGGCAGUUCGAAUCCCAUGACGGGGUGAGCUCCUGUUGCUCGGUCCCUGCUCCUGCCAACCUAACCGUUCGAAAGCACAUCAGAGUGCAAGUAGAUAAAUAGGUACCGCUCUGGUGGGAAGGUAAACGGCGUUUCCGUGCGCUGCUCUGGUUCGCCAGAAGUGGCUUAGUCAUGCUGGCCACAUGACCCGGAAGCUGUACACCGGCUCCCUCGGCCAAUAAAGCGAAAUGAGCACCACAACCCCAGAGUCGGUCACGACUGGACCUAAUGGUCAGGGGUCCCUUUACCUUUUCCUUUGUUAUAUAGCUGUUUCCAGCUUUCUAAAGCCCAGGAGAUGGGGAUCUGCGGACAACUAGCCCGUGUCUCUUGGCCCCAAGCAAAGGAUGGCAUUCAAGGUGGAGUUGGGGUCUGCUGAGAUCCCUUUUGGUUUGGGAGCUUGCUGAUGACAUCGUAGGCAAGCACAUGUGAUCUUUGAUGAGAAGCUUGGACGCAAUCAGCUCCACACACACCCAUUUGGCCAUACAUCAUCAGUAGCCCCAGUCGUGCCUAUGGGUCAAGCCUAAGCUAUAGGAGUCAGAAGAAACAAUGUGCGGAGCUUUUUCAUUGGAAAAUAUUGCAAAGCUGUUUGAAGAAUGAACUGAAUCUGCACCAUAGGGAGAGCAGGGGUUCCAUAGAGUUCUGAAUUUCAUAGAGUUGUUUUUGCAAAUAGCCUGAUGCUUUCCAGAUAUUUAGACUGCAACUCCCAUCAACCGAGAUACACAUCUGUGUGAUUAUUUUGCAUGAUUUGUCCUGCUGUUUUUACUAUGGAUCAUUGUUUACUUUGGUUGUGAUAAUUAAUCUAGUGGGUCAAGGAACUGUGCUUGGCACAGAAGUUCCAGCCCCGAACACUGACAAUUGUAUUCACACACCCCUCUGACCUCAUUCAUCAGCUGCUGCUCACACUUUUGAACAAAUCUUCAGAAAAUGAGAGAUAGAAACUUGGUGGGUUUUUAUUAAGUUGCACCCCAAACCACAUUCUGAAUUUCUGCAUAUUUAUGGCAUACAUGCAUUCAUUAUAUAGCAGGCAUAGUCAAUAUGGUGUCCUCGAGAGAAUAUUUGACUCCAACUCCCAUCAUCCACAGCCAGCAUGGCCAGUGUUCAGGAGUGGUGGGAGUUGUAGUCCAACAACAUCAAGAUGGUUCUAUAUGGCUAUCCCCAGAGAACAUCCUGGAUGGCCUGGGAUGGAUCCUGAAUAACUUGAGCAGUCCUGCUGGAAGGUGAGGGUGCAGUCCCUUUUGUUGCCGGUUCCUCUUAUAACGGUGUAAAAACAGAACUCCAAACGUGGCCAGGUGCCAAGACAAAAAGGGUGAGGGCAGAGGGUGGAGACUUGUUAGUCUAGUACUUGGAAGGAAGAAGACGAGAGUACUGAGUAAUGCUGGGGAAACGGAAUGCAAUAAAUCAAAGGCAUUCUAAUUCUGUUGUGUAAGGCUGAUUAGAGGCAAUUAGUUUGGUAGAAAUGCUGUGUUUCUGCCAAGAUUGCUGAUCGUUUCGCAUAAUACGUGAUGAGGCUGUUAAUUUAUGUGUUGUUUUGAUUUCGAGAUAGGAAUGUCAUAUAUUUUUUUUGGUCUGGGGACGCAGAUAUAGAGCCAGGGAUACGGUGCUUUAAAAAAAGGUGGCAGAGCAGCUUUUAAACUGAUUGCAUGGGGGAAGUCGAGAGGAGCUGAUUCAGAACAAAUCAUCAGGUUGAGGGGGGAAAUAUUUAUGAUUGUUCAGGUGUGGGUGAGGUAGAACGAGACACUUAGAGGGCAGGAGCACACAGCAGCAAUUCGGAGAGCCAAAGCUCUGUAGGGUAAAAUGCAUGUAUCAAACACAUUUGGAGACAGGCCCUAUUUAUGUGUUGAUGUGCUAAUGCUUGAAACUUCCAAGCCAAGAUGCUUGAGUUCAAGGGUUGGGUCUUAAGAGAAGUCAUAGAUAGAGUGGGCAUAAAGGAAACUUGGUGGAUUGGAGAGAACCAGUAGGACACGGUUAUCUCUGAAUAUAAACUGCAUAGGAAGGGACAGAGAAGGGCAUUCUGGAGGUGCUGUUGCUCUGUAUGUCAAAGAGGAAGUUUGAAACCCCACAGAAUCGCUGUGGGUGGUGAUGCCAGGAUCCAAGAAUAAUUGAGCACUGGAGGAGGCAUGUUGUCCUGGCUGAAACGCUCAGGGUCACCUCGAGAUGGAGAAUGAAAACGAAGAAGCAUCCUAAAGAGGAAAUGCUGGAGUAAUGGUUGAACUUCAGUUCCCUUCAGCAACCCUGGACUUAUAAGUGGCACCCAGAAGCUGAUGCAAGCUGUAGAUGUUGUUAAACCGAUAUUGAGCACAGCGCUAUCUGAUUUAACGGGUAUGUAUAGAAUCGUAACUGUAGAGUUGGAAGGGACCUUGAUGGUUAUCUAGUUCAACCCUCUGCAAUGCAGGAAUGUAAAUGGACAGUUGCCGAGAAAAUGCGAGAAUGUUGAUCUUCUAACAAAAAUACGUACCUUGUCUCAAAGAUCAGCCUCUGAGGACUGGAAAGCGAUUUGGGGGAUCCAGGAACUUAUAGUUUGUUUAGCGUAACACCUGUUUUAGAAAAACUGAUGGGAAGUAUUAUCAAACAUAAAAUUAGAAAGCUUAUGGAUAAACAAGUCUUGCUGAAGCUGAGCUAGCAUAGCUUCUCCAAGGACCUAACUUUCUGAGCUCUAGGUGGAGCUGUUUGAUGGGUAAUGGUAACAUGCACUACACUUCUCAUUGAUGUUCACCUAUUUUUAGCUGCCUCCUGAGACAAUCUCUUCUUUCCCUGCAACAUGGGAUCUUUCCUCCUACUGCGUCUUAAUAGUCCCUGUGUUGCCAAUCAAAAAGGGCCAUUGCUCAGUGGUGGAGCAUCCGCUUUGCUUGCAGGAGUUCCCAGUUUCUUUUUUUUUUUGCAAAUAAUUUUUUUUUAUUAGUUUUAUGAAUAAAUACAGUUAAACGUAUACAAAAUCCAUUACAUAGCUUACGCAAAUCAUAUCCACUCCACCAAUCAUAAGUGUUAUACAAAGUUUUUACAAAUCAUAGAUAUAAUACAGGGUUAUUUUAGGCUCUGCCGAGCCUUGAGCUUCCCUCCACUCCUUUGGUAAGUAUCGAAUAAGUUUUACAGUCACGUAUUUUAUCUCUUUUACCUAAUAAUCACUUGCUGUUAGAGUUAUUCCAACCCCGCCAGUGUCGUCUGAAAAUUGGUUCCCAUAUACUUCAAAAAUUUGUUCCAAUUGUCAUGAAAUUUCUGUUCGUCUUGAUCUCUUAGUCUUCCUGUUAUUCUAGCGAGCUCGGCAUAAUUUAUCACUUUAAUCUGCCAAUCAUUUAUAUUAGGUAUAGCCUCCGUUUUCCAGUUUUGUGCUAACAUAAUUCUUGCGGCUGUUGUGGCAUAUAGAAAUAAGAUCUUAUCUUCUUUUCUGAUUUCUUUACCCGUCAUUCCUAGCAGGAAAGCUUCGGGCUUUUGGGGGAAAGGUAUAUUUAAGGAUUUUUUAAAGUUCAUUAUAGAUCGACUCCCAAAAGCCUUUCACUUUGCUGCAUGACCACCACAUAUGGUAGAAGUCGCCUUCUACCUCUCCGCAUUUCCAGCAUCUUUUAUUUUUCAACCUAUACAUCUUAGCCAGCUUCACUGGCGUGUGGUACCACCUAUAGAUCAUUUUCCACAGAUUUUCUUUUAAUGCCGUACACGCCGUGAACUUCAUAUUGGUAUUCCACAAUUCCAGCCACCUCUCAAAGUUGAUGUUAUAACCAAUGUCUAUCGCCCAUUUAAUCAUAGCCUCCUCCACCUUCUCGUCUUUUGUGUGCCACUCCAGUAGAAUAUCAUAUAUUCUAGACAGUAUUUUAUUCUUACCUUCUAUAACUUCCACAUUAAAUUUGGAUUUUUUAUCUUCAAAUCCUGAUUUCUUUUUAUCUUCCUUUAGCAAAUCAUUUACCUGGUGGUAUUGUAACCACCCUGUAAACGAGUUUUUUAUCUCUUCAUACGGUCUGAGUUUUAUGCCUUGAUCAGUUUUCUGUGUAAGUUCUUCAUAGGUGGCAUUCUUCCCUUCCAUGUUAAUUUUUUUAACAGUUAGUACCUCUAUUGGUGAAAUCCACCAAGGGGUCUUCCUUUCCAAUAGGUUUUUAUUUCUUUCCCAUGCUUGGAGUAAUGGUCCUCUAAAAAUAUGGUUUAGAAAGCCUCUGUGUACUUUCACCUUUUCGUACCACAGGUACGAGUGCCACCCGUACGUGUUAUCAAAACCCUCCAAGUCUAAGAUAUCCCUAUUCUCCAAUCUUAUCCAAUCUUUCAGCCACAGUAUACAUGCCGCUUCAUAGUAUAUACUUAAAUCCGGUAGGGAGAAGCCCCCUCUUUCUUUUUAAUCUACCAGUAUUUUCAUUUUUAUUCGCGGUCUUUUUCCCUGCCAGAUAUACCUCGCCAAGGCUCUUUGCCAUUCUUUACACUGCUUUAACCCUUUAAGUACAGGGAUGGUUUGAAAUAAGAAUAGCAUUCUGGGGAGAACAUUCAUUUUAAUAACCGCUAUCCUCCCCAAGAAGGAUAGUUUCAUUCUCUCCCAGAUUUCUAAAUCUUCCUUAAUAUACUUCCAAGUAGUCUCAUAGUUAUCCUUGUAUAAGUUAAUGUUUUUAGCUGUAAUCCACACUCCAAGGUACUUCACCUUCUUUGCUAUCAUAAUUCCUGUCUUUUGUUCUAAAUCUGCGGUAUCUUCUUUGGUUAAAUUUUUGGUUAGCAUUUUAGUCUUAUUCCUAUUAACUUUAAGGCCUGACACAGCACCGAACUCUUCAAAUUUUUGUAGGGCUUCUUUUACACUGUGUUUUGGAUCUUCUAGUGUUAAUACGAUAUCAUCCGCAUAAGCUUUGAUUUUGUGUUCCUUAGUUCCUACCUUGACUCCUUUAACUUCUGUUGUUUCCCUCAGUUUCUUAGUAAAUACUUCCAAUACUGUUAUAAACAACAGAGGAGACAAGGGGCAUCCUUGUCUAGUCCCUUUGGAUAUAUCAAAAAAUUCUGAUGUAGUAUUAUUUAUUACCAGCUUUGCUUUUUGCUCAUAAUAGAUAGCUUCAAUGCCUUUUCUAAAUCUUUCUCCCAUCCCCAUCAUUUUCAAAUUUUCUGUCAAAAAGCGCCAAGAGACAUUAUCGAAUGCCUUUUCGGCAUCAAUAAAUAUCAAUGCCGCCUGUUUAUCUAUUCUACUUUCCAAGUAUUCAAUGAUGUCAAUCACGUGUCUUACGUUAUCCUUCAAUUGUCUCCCUGGAAGGAAGCCCGUUUGGUCUUUAUGUAUUCUACUAUUUAAUACCUUUUUAAAUCUUUCUGCCAUAACAUCCGCAAACAGUUUAUAGUCAUUAUUUAAUAGCGAAAUCGGCCUGUAAUUCUUCACUUCUAAGAUAUCUGCAUCUUUUUUAGGAAUUAAUGUAAUAUAGGCUUCCUUCCAUGUGUUUGGAAUCCUUCCUUCUUUUAUGGUAUUGUUCAUGACUUCACAUAGAGUUGGACAUAGUUGGUCGCUUAAUACUUUAUAAUAUUUGGCCGGUAAACCAUCCGGCCCUGGCGCUUUUCCAAUUUUCAUUUUGUUUAUUGCCUUCCUUAUCUCAUUUUCUGUAAUCAGCUGAUUUAAUAGCUCUUUUUCUUCCUUUGCAAUCUGUUGUAGAUGGUGUUUUUCCAAAUAACGUUCUAUUUCAUAAUCUGUUUCCUUUCCUCUUUUAUAUAAGUCCUUAUAGUACUUCUGAAAUAUCCUUUUUAUUUCUUUUGGUUCUUCCACUAUCCUUUCUCCCUCUCUUAUCCUGCAGAUCAUAUUUUGUUUUUUCCUUUCUCUUAAUUGCCACGCCAGAUAUUUCCCUAUUUUAUUUGCUGAUUCAAAGCUCUUUUGUUUCAUCAUUUUAAUUCUCCCCUCAAUCUCCUGAUUUACUAUCAUGGUAAAUUGAGCUUGUAGUAUCUUUAGUUCCCAAUUUCAAUCUUUGGGUAAAAAAAGGUAAAGGUAAAGGACUCCUGGAUGGUUAAGUCCAGUCAAAGGCUACUAUAGGGUUGCGGCGCUCAUCUCGCUUUCAGGCCAAGGGAGCCGAUAUUUGUCCACAGACAGUUUUCCAGGUCAUGUGGCCAGCGUGAGUAAACCGCUUCUGGCACAAUGGAACACUGUGACAGGAACCAGAGCGCACGGAAACACCAUUUACCUUCCCGCCACAGUGGUACCUAUUUAUCUACUUGCACUGGUAUGCUUUUGAAAUGCUAGGUUGGCAGGAGCUAGGACAGGGCAAUGGGAGCUCACCCCGUGGUGGGGAUUCGAACCGCCGACCUCCUGAUUGGCAAGCCCAAGAGGCUCAGUGGUUUAGACCACAGCGCCACCCGCAUCCCCUUAUCUCCAGGUGGGAGUAGGAGAGAAGCCGGCCUCAAAUCCUGGAGAAGCUCUGCCACUCAGUGUAGACAGUACUGAGCUAGUUGGACCAAUGGUCUGACCAAGCAGCUUCCUAAGAGAAGCAGCAGUUAUUAGUGCCCCUUUUAUUUUCAUUGAUUAUGGGGAGAUAAUCAUGGUAAAUACAUCACCAAAGCAGAAUGCUGUCACAAGCAAUACAAUGUGCACUUUUCUGCUCCUCCUUUUUCUUAGGGGCAGGGCAUUUCAGAAGGGAUGUCCUUUAUAGAGCGAGGAGAGGAUACUGGACUCUUGCAUCACCAAAAUGCCACCUGUUUCAUGUCCUUUAUUAUUGCUAUUUUUAAGAGUGCACGCCAAGCCAGCACACAGAAAGACACGGCCGUUCUUUAAAGCAUAGCCCACAUUAAUGCAUCCAAAUGCCAAUGGCUUGUCCUUAGAAAAGGGGUGAGGAAAUGUCUCCGUCCCGAGGGCCACAUUCUCUUAUGGGCAACAUUCCGAGAGCCACAUGCCCUUGAGGGCCAGGGGCAAAAUGGGCGGGGCAUUGAAUGCGAACUUCACUUUGGUACAGUAGGUUUGUUUUGACACCCACCCAUCCUUCUCUGUCCUCCAUCCAGGGAAGCAAGAGGCAUGAUAUGAGCUCAAGGAUACAUUCCAGCCCGGCAAAAGUACUUAAGGAGGAUGCAAAGCAGGGAUGGGGAAGGGGCAUAGCUGUCAACCGUCCCUUAUUUGGCGGGAAACUCCCUUAUCCCAGCGCCGUGUCCUGCUGCUGUCCCUUAUUGAUGAUGUCCCUUAAAUUUCCCGAGUUUCAAAGGAAGCAGCUCCUCUCCCUCCCUCCCUGCCGACCAGGGAGGAGGGAGGCUCCAACUGUGUUGCUUGGCUGCGUUGCUCGCCCAGUAAAGAGUCUAAGAAUGACUGGGGGGUGGAGCUUGCAUGCCUUGUGCCGAUCAAAUUGGCCGCGUUGCCUGGGGACUCGCCUUUGCUCAGCGCUUCCCAUCAGAGAGGUGACGGUGGUUUUCCUUGCUGCAUCCCCUUUGCUGGGUUGCUGCGCUGUGGGAACCACCGCUUGAGGCUUCGUUUGGCUGCUGGCUGGGCUUUCUGCCUUUGGCUGGGAGGGGCUCAGAAGUUGAACCUCCCUUUGCUCUGAAAAUCCCUUAUUUUGGCUGCUGAUCCCUUAUUUUCGAGGCUGCUGGUCCCUUAUUUUCAAAUCUGUAAGUUGACAGCUAUGGGAAGGGGUAUGGCUCCGGAGAGUGUGUGACCUGGGGAGAUUCCUUGUUUGGUCCCCAGGCCUGAGGUUCCCCAUCCGUAUCCACAGUCCCCAAAGGCUAAACUGAACAAGCACAUCUGCAGUGAAUGUUGAAAAGGUCAUGGCUGCAGGUGGAACCAUCAGUAGGGCCUGUCCAGCAGAUCUCAAGGCAUGGCAAAUAGCGGAAGAGGUGCUUGUGAUGUUAACAUAUGAGAGUGCUGGAGGUGAAUUAGUUAAACAAGUUAUCCAAUCAGAACCCAGGGGGUGGAGUCAGAGGGAAUAUAAAACCAGCUCUGGGAGGGGCGAAAGGGGAGUUUGUUGGGAGUUGGGUGGUUGGUUGGAAUGGGAGUGAAUUGGGAUAGAGUCUGUGGGUAGGCUGAGUUAGUGUAGUGAAAUAAGCUGAGUCAGGAACAGUUAGGGGCUAGGAAGACAAGUAAAUAUCUGAGAGGUGGUUUAGUGAGUGAGAGCAGGUAGCGGAAGUUAUAGGUCUGGAUAGGUACCCCAUGAUUGUAAUUGACCAAUACCGUUUAUGAAAUUACACGCUUGUUAAACUGCAAUAAAUAAACAGAAGUUUAUGUUCCAAUUUAACCCUGACUGGACUCAGUAUUGUCCCAGGUAGGGCCUGGGUGGUGGCAGCAAGAAAUAAAGUGGUGGCACAGGGAUCAAUAGAUGGUGAAACGUCCGGGGACCCUGUGUGAUCGCCACAGUGCUUACUUAUAUAUACCCUCAUUCUCUUUGAGCUCAGCCCUCACACAGGGAGGUAGAGAGAGAUGCUCAGCUGCUGGUAGGCACCAGCCAUCAAAGUCAUUGAACGAUCGUUCUCUGUGGCACAAUGAGUCGGUGCAUCUGGCUGUUAAACCAGAAGGUUGGUGGUUCAAGCCCACCCAAGGAUGGCUGUGGGCAGGAUUCCUGCAUUGCAAGGGGUUGGACUAGAUGACCCUGGGGUCUACAGUUCUAUGAUUCUGUGAUCCUCUCCAAGGUAUUAGAGCUCACUAAGGAAACCUCUUUAGCUAUUAGACUUUGAGACAUCCUUUCCAUGAAGUUUUAAAAGUCAAUUCAAGUGCUUUGCAGUCUUGGGUCCCCAGACACUGCUAGACUACAACUCCCAUUAUCCUUGACUAUUGGCUAGACUGGUUAAGGAUGAUGGGGUUUGUAGUCCAACAACAGCUAGGGACCUGUGGUUGACGAAACCGAUUUUAUCAUUGUUCAUUUAACUGCUUCAAAAUAUUUCAGGGCAAAAACUGAGAAGACUCCUGUUUGGUUGAUUUUUGCUUUUUGUUUUGGAGAGGCACAAAUGGUGAGGCGUUCAUAGCUGUGCUUUUUGAUCUGUAGUCCAAAAAAGAAGCUGUUCCAAUUGUUGCUAUAGUAACCUGCCAUGAUACGACAGGCCUUCCUUUUUUGGUGCGGAGCUUGUUCCACAUUUACGUUGCAGCAUAAUUCUCAUUUCCAGAGCAGGAGGUAGGAAGCUUGCUGGAGGUGGAGGUAAAUUUAUUUUCCAGAGCAAGGACAACAUGUAAAUUUAGAAGCGAUUGAAAAAGGCUGUUCUUUGUUCCUGCCAGGGGCUAUAAGUAGUAACCGUGUUCCUAAAGGGUAUCAUGGCUGAUGGAAAAUUUGAAGAGGGAGCUGGCAAUUGAUGAAUAUUGCACCUCAGCUGAAUUAACACCAUUGGGAUUUUCAAUAAUAAUUCCAGCAGGGUUGCAAACUGACCAGGAAAGAAAUGGCCUGGCCUGUGCUUUGUCUGCACUCUCUUAGUACCUUGGUCUGAAAAAAGCAGGUGAAGCAUUCAUGCAGAAAAGCAUCACUACCUUCUAAAGCAGGCUUCCUCAACCUCGGCCCUCCGGAUGUUUUGAGACUACAAUUCCCAUCAUCCCUGACCACUGGUCCUGCUAGCUAGGGAUCAUGGGAGUUGUAGGCCAAAAACAUAUGGAGGGCUGAGGUUGAGGAAGCCUGUUCUAAAGUCUGUGGAGCAAGCUGCUGCUAAAGGUACAGGAACAGCAUCCAGGAAAAAAACGUUGGCAAUGCUAGAUUUCUGUUUUGGUCAUGUCCCACUGUACCAGAGCCUUGGAAAGAGAAGGCUUGAAGCUUAAGAAACCAAACCAGCUGCUGAAUGUCUGUCCAGCUACUGUGCCUUUAAUAGCAACUUGAUCCGCAGAUACGGGAAAGUUAUGAUGCUUAUCUGCAAGCCAUGACAAGGUUCACCUGAUGAUUGAUUAAGCCACUGUUAAAGACAGAAGAGAAUAUUCAAGCUUGGUCAGACUAUAGACCCAUCUCAUCAAGCAUCCGGUGUCCAGUUGUGGCCAACCAGAUGUUUUGUGGGAAAUCAUCUGCUGACAAGGCCACAGGCAUGCCCUUCCAUCAGUUGCCCCAUCAGUGAGGCGGAAAAGCACCCACUUCAGCCACCAGUGCUGCACUCCCACAGAGAAACUGGGAGGCUUGGUGUCCAAUCCUGACAUCCAUUGAAAUAUGCAUGUGUUGAAGGGGCUGUGUUCAAUGUGGGAGACACUGAGGCAGUGCACCCUGGGCAAGAAGACUUAUGCAUUGUGUAUUCGAGGGGGGAAUAUAUACGAAGACUUUAUGUGGGCGCCGUAGGAGAUACUGGCAGGCACACUGGCACCAGUGGGCACCACGUUGACAACCUACUGCCCCAAGGCAACCAAUCAGCAUGUAAGGAUGUCUUGCCCUGAAUCUACUGUUCAACCAUUCCAUCGGCUGAUUCCAAAUUCCAGUAAUUUGAUGCAGCAAACGUUCUGGUCGAUGCUUAUCCUUACUGCUUAAUAUGUUGCUUGAGUUGAACUGACUACUGAUCUGUUUCCAGGUUCAGUUCAAGGACCCUGAAAGCCCUGAAUGGAUUUGGAUCAGGCUAUCCAAAUGACCGGGGACGCGGGUGGCGCUGUGGGUUAAACCACAGAGCCUAGGACUUGCCAAUCAGAAGGUUGGCGGUUCGAAUCUCCACGACAGGGUGAGCUCCCGUUGCUCGGUCCCUGCUCCUGCCAACCUAGCAGUUCGAAAGCACGUCAAAGUGCAAGUAGAUAAAUAGGUACCACUCUAGCGGGAAGGUAAACAGCGUUUCCGUGCGCUGCUCUGGUUCGCCAGAAGCAGCUUAGUCAUGCUGGCCACAUGACCCGGAAGCUGUACGCCGGCUCCCUCGGCCAAUAAAGCGAGAUGAGCGCCGCAACCCCAGAGUCGGCCAUGACUGGACCUAAUGGUCAGGGGUCCCUUUACCUUUACCUUAUCCAAAUGACCGUCUCCUUCCCUAUGAUCCUAUGCACCCUUGUAAGAUCUGCUGGGAAAGCACUGUUAUGUGUCCUGAGGACUGUAAAUGACAUUAGAAUGCAAGAAGAAAUUGGAUGAAUGGUGGAGGUUUUCCGGGAGUUUUUUUAAAAGAAAAUUGCAAGUGUGGUUUGGAUCAGGACCUUUGCCCCUGCAGUGCCCUCCUCCCACAGUGGCUGCAUGCUCUUAACCCAGGCAUAGGCAAACUCCGGCCUUCCAGAUGUUUGGGACUACAAUUCUCAUCACCCCUAGCUAACAGGAGCAGUGGUCAGGGAUGAUGGGAAUUGUAGUCCCAAACAUCGGGGGGGCGGAGUUUGCCUAUGCCUGCCUUAACCUGUGCAGUGCAGGAAAGCAAAGCUGACAAUUUUGAGUUCUUCUCUAGAGUUUCAUACAAACCAGCAUCCACACACAGACACACAAUUUCUUUUAGAAUUUUUGCAAGCCCUGGUUGAACCUUCCAUAGGUUCAUUAGUCCCCAGAAUCUCUUGGAUCAAGCAAUAGUCAAUGAUGAAAGAUUUCUUCCUGAGACUGACCCUUAAAGAGCUGCUACCAGCCAGAGUAGACAAUGCUAGCCUAGAUGAACAAAUAGUACCCCCAGGCAAAAGUCAUCUUUCUAUGUUCCCGUUUUCUUAAACUUUGUCUGAUAUUGUUUGCACCCAAUUUGAAGGCCUGUGUACCCAUUUUAAAUGCUGGCAAUUAAAAUAAUCAACAUAUAUUAACGAUUCUCUCCAAAUUCAUGGAAACCAAAUUCCCACGGAGCUGCUGUCCCUCAUUUGUAUGAAUGUGACAAAAUUCUUUCUGCCAGCUGAAGGCUUAAUACAAUCUCUUAAUUAGGAUUUUGCAGACCGUCUCCUUGCAGAAGCUGAAUCAUGACAUUUUCUUGGCUCUUAAAGGUCAUUUUGCAUGGAAAUGCCACAAGCUUUGCUAGCUAGCUAGCAAUUGUAUAUUAGUCCAUCCUCCCCCCCCCACUUUCUAACGCAUUCACAGCAGAGUUGUGGAGUUUAUGCUCUUAGGUGCGCCCCAAAAGCCAUUAUUAACUAUUCCAAAAUCUGUAAUUAACUUCCAUAAUUUUAACGAAUGUUACUUCCAGCUCACCUUCCAUAUUAAUCUUUUUCUACAGCAUCUCACACCCAAUUUUGGACAUACACCUCUUCAGGGAGCAUGUCCAUAUUAAUACUGGCAACAAACAGCCCAAUCUAGCCCAAAGAGUUAUGUCUCGUUGAUUUCCAUGGGAGAAUUAAGCAACUGUUUUAAGGCUGCAGUCCCUGUACCCAGGUACUUUGGUGUAAGCCUUAGAGAACUCAACAGGAGUUACUUCUAUGCACCCUGGCCUACAAGAAGCCCACUUUGCAGCACUCUUUGUAGACAAAGUUGCUUGGAUCCGCUCUGACUUGAGUGCUGUAGUUGAAUCAGGUCCUGUGGAUGUAUCUUGCUGUUGCUUGUCCUGUGAUGAUGAAAGCAUUUCAGUUUGUGGACCCUGAGGAUGUGGGCAGCAUCCUUAGAGAGGCGAGAGCCACCAUGUCUGUAACCUUGCCCAUCCCGUGAGGUAGGUUCGACUGGGAGUCAGUGACAGGCCAAAGCUCACCCGGUGAGCUUCAGGACUGAGCGGAAAUUUGAACCCUGGUCUCCCAGGUCCUAAGUCCAACCCUCUAACCCAGAACUUUCCAAACUUUUCAUGUUGGUGACAUACUUUUUAGACAUGCAUUCUUUCGCGACACAGUAAUUCCGUUGUACUAGCAAACCGGAGGUUCACUUAACCCCUUUCCAGCCCCGGGAGGCGCAUGGGGAGCAUUCGCGCAACACACCUACACCCUGUAGCCGACACACAGUUUGGAAAGCUGUGCUCUAACCACUAUAGAACACUAUCUUUCAUCUCUCUCUCUCUCUCUCUCUCUCUGUGUGUGUGUGUGUGUGUGUUGUGUUUCCCAGAUUCCCCGCAGGCUCCUAUGGAAUGCUCACCUAUCCUUCCCUCUGUUAUGUACUGAGUUGAAUAGGAUCCAAAUUGCAGCAGUCUGAUUGGUCCUGGAACAAUAGGAUUCAGAAUACAGCAGUCUGAUUGGUCCUAGAACAAUAGGAUCCAGAAUGCAGCAGUCUGAUUGGUCCUAGAACAAUAGGAUCCAGAAUGCUGUAGUCUGAUUGGUCCACAGGAGCCACCCAAUCCAACUGCAGGUGGAAGCGAAGCCGCAACCUGAUUGGCCUACAGGAGAAUUCCGGAAUUAGCCAAUCACGUGGGGCCCAUUGUGUAAUAAUGUAUAUAAAGCAGACAUUCUGGGGGAACUUGCAUUCCUCACUACUAUGAGCUGAAUAAAGAGCAUGAAAUCCACACUCGACUCCGAGUAUAUUUCACCUCUCUAUUCAUUUUCAUCCCUGUGCCCUCAGAAGGCCUCCGUUUCAAUCUUUCCACCCCCACCCCCACGUCGCUGGGAGGAUCAGGCGCAGGCUGCCCUGGCAAUGAACUCCCCCCCCCCAUUAUUAUUCCAUCAGUUGUUUUUGGCUCCAGGCUCUCCGUCCCACUCCCUUUGAGAAAGCGCGAAGGAGAAAAGAGGAAAGGAGGAGACUGAUGGCAACAGCACGAAGGAGGCCAGGGAGAAGCACUCAGGAGUCAAGAGCCCGAGCCGCUUGGCAUGCAGAGCGCGCUGGCAGUGUCAGGGCAUGAAUUAAAGCCCACUAUAGUCGAAGGCUCUUCAAUGCACUCGUGCGUUAGUCAGUUUGCUCCCUGUGUCAGCACUUUCCCCAGCUUGGAGUGCCUUUGUGUUCUUUAGCUGAGCUAUAGAAGCUGCCCUUUAAAGGGAAGAACAUGAAAGGGGCCCCAAUACAUCCAUGGCAGCUGCUCUGCAUACAGAAAGCCCUGGUUUAAUCCCUGUCCUCUCCAGAUGAAGUGGGUUUUGGAUAGCCGGGUUACUAAUAAUAAUAAUAAUAAUAAUAAUAAUAAUUUAUUUAUUUAUUUAUACCCCGCCCAUCUGGCUGAGUUUCCCCAGCCACUCUGAGCGGCUCCCAAUCAAGUUUUAAAAACAGUACAGCGUCAAAUAUUAAAAACUUCCCUAAACAGGGCUGCCUUCAGUUGUCUUUUAAAAAUAAAAUAGUUGUUUAUUUCCUUGACAUCUGAAGGGAGGGCAUUCCACAGGGCAGGGGCCACUGCCCAGAAGGCCCUCUGCCUGGUUCCCUGUAACCUCACUUCUUGCAUCGAGGGAACCGCCAGAAUGCCCUCGGUGCUGGACCUCAGUGUCCGGGCUGGAUGAUGGGGGUGGAGACGUUCCUUCCGGUAUACAGGACCGAGGCCGUUUAGGGCUAUUAAAGAUCAGUACCAACACUUUGAAUUGUGCUCGGAAACGUACUGGGAGCCAAUGCAGAUCUCUCAGAACCGGUGUUAUGUGGUCCCGGCGGCCACUCCCAGUCACCAGUCUAGCUGCCGCAUUCUGGAUUAAUUGCAGUUUCCGGGUCACCUUCAAAGGUAGCCCCACGUAGAGCGCGUUGCAGUAGUCCAAGCGGGAGAUAACUAGAGCAUGCACCACUCUGGCAAGACAGUCUGCGGGCAGGUAGGGUCUCAGCCUGCGUACCAGGUGGAGCUGGUAGACAGCUGCCCUGGAUACAGAAUUGACCUGCGCCUCCAUGGACAGCAGUGAGCCCAAAAUGACUCCCAGGCUGCGCACCUGGUCCUUCAGGGGCACAGUUACCCCAUUCAGGACCAGGGAAUCCCCCACACCCGCCCGCCCCCUGUCCCCCCAAAACAGUACUUCAACCUCAAUCUGUUAGCCGCCAUCCAUCCUCCAAGCGCCUCCAGGCACUCACACAGGACCUUCACCACCUUCAAAUGCUGUCUGUGCAGUAGCAAGGAAAAAUGAAGCCGUUUGGACCCGUGGUCUUGUUUAGGGGAUGGACGAAUCCUAUCAAUUUUCGUUUUGCCUAAGUGGCUCAUUAUUCCAGCCUUUAAUUCAGUUUGCAACAUUCCCUCGCUCCCUCCCCUUUACGCCUUCCCUCCCACAUAAGUUGAAUAUCUAUGUCUGAUCUUAAGCUUAAGCGCUCUCAACAGAAAUGGACAUGCUACUUAGAGGAAGAAUUGCAUUUCCCCAGCAGCAAAGUCUUUGCAUCCAGCGGAAAUGCUGUUCCCCUUGCACCAUGGGCACUUCCUGUAGAGGAGACACCUGGAAGCUGCACAACAAAUCACUAACCACACAUUUACUGAAAAAAGAAUGAAUGAUCAGAUGACCGGGAAACUAAUUAGGAAACUGAUUCACAAGACUGUGAAUUUAAUUAUUUUCUAACAUUUAUAUCUCACGUGGCAUGGAACCCAAGUCAGUAUCCAGGCACUGACCAAAUCCUGACCUGCUUAGCUCCAGGAAAGUGAUGGCCUCACGUGUCUUCAGAUUAUACUCUGUUUCUGCAGUUACCAAGAUCCAAAGAUCUACAUUAGACACAUUUAUGGACUUGGGCUCACUGAGUGUGUAUUUUUUUUUUUAUUGGGAAAGACUACAACAUCAUAUCUAAAUAUGCUUUUCAAAUUUCCCCAACAGUCUUCUUCUUUGGCGAUCACUCAUAGCCAAGUAAGAUUGUCUUCCAUAAACACAGUUUUAACAGUGAGUCCGUAAGUGACUAUGGAGGCCAAUUCUGGAUCCACAUGUCCUUCCACAGUGGAGACAUUGGUUUCUGGGUGGGAGUUCAUCACGGUGUGGAUUUGCCAAGCGUGCCUUCCUCUUAGCACGUUUCUCCCUUCCAUCCUGGGUUCGAGUGUCUUCAAAGCCCAUGACACUUUUGGUAAAGGCUGUUCUUCAAUUGGAAUGCUUGCAGGCCAGUGUUUCCCAAUUGUUGGUGUUAAUACUACUUUUUUUUUUAGAUUUGCCUUGAGACAGUCCUUAAACCUCUUGAUGACCACCAGCAUUAUGCUUUCCAUUUUUAAGUUUGGAAUAGAGUAGUUGCGUUGGAAGACGAUAAUCAGGCAUCCGCACAACAUGACCUGUCCAAUGAAGUUGAUGUUAAAGAAUCAUUGCUUCAACACUGGUGAUCUUUGCUUCUUCCAGUACACUGGCAUUAGUUCACCUGUCUUCCCAAGUGUUGUGUAAAACUUUUCGGAGACACCAUUGAUGGAAUCUUUCGAGGAGUUGGAGAUGGCGUUUAUAAGUGGUCCACAUUUCACAAGCAUACAGUAAGGUUGGUAGUACAAUAGCUUUGUAAACAAGCAUUUUGGUUUCCCAGCGAACGUCCCAGUCCUCAAACACUCUGCACUUCAAUUGGGAGAAAGCUGCACCCACAGAGCUCAGGUGAUGCUGGAUUUCAGAUGUGGAAGCCAUCAUACUGGGCUGGAAAGAACAUUACCAACAUCUCCUUAACCACAACUCCCCAACAGUGGUUUGUGAGGAAAGCUGCUUCUUCCAAAAACUGAAGUCCAAGUUCUUCCGUGAACAAAGGGUGUACCAUUUUUCAAUGUUUGCCAGUAUUCCAAGAGUGGGGAAAUCCAGCUCACCCACUUCCAGCAUGGAGCGCUCAACAAAUUAUCCCCCCGAGGGAAGGCUGCCCUGGACGAGUGAAAAAGAAAGGUCUCCCACUCCCAAGUUCACAAUUCGUACUGAAAAGUACAAACCAUGCUAAACCCUUGAUUUCAUAUGUGGGGAAUGUUCACUCGUUAAUUUCUUUUGUUCCCUAAGCAGUCAUCCUUGGUGAAGAGGAAGCGAAUGUUUUAUCUUACAUGUGUCCAAUGGCUUCUUUCCAGUGAGUUGGCUUCAGUUCUCAGGCAGGUCUGAAAAUCCUCACUUCCUGUGCUCUCUGCUUUCCGAGCCACCAGGACAAUUUUCCUAGAAUCGUUACCUCUGGGAAAUGAAACAGAGCCUUCCUUAGAUUGGCAAGCGAUGGAGGGUGGAGCAAAUUCUUUUCAAAUGUCCUCUUCUAAGAAAGCGAAACUCUCAGGGACUUCAAGUUGUGCCAACUGGGAUUAAUUGUCUGGAUGAUUUACAGUGUGAGGUGGAGUUCCUAUCAGUAAGGGUCCACUCCUUGAACAGGGUGGGCCUCUAGCUGUCUGUUCUACCCUAAAAAAAAGAAAGAAAGAAACAAUGAGAGAGUUUUUGGACUUAAAAUUUCUGGAAGAAAUCCUGAAACAAUUCACUUUCUGCAAUGAAGUCCUUCGUAUUAUUGCUUCAUUGUCCAUUCUUCCUCUUAGAGUCAAAGUCAGGCUUAUGUAUAUACCAGAUCUUCCACAAAUAAUAUUUGUACUCAGAGUGGCUUGCAGAAAAUAAAAGAUGGCGUCCAACUCCCCCCUACUGUCAGUGCAAGGAAUUUUGCCUGUGCAAUAAGACUUCCUCCCUUCUCCUCCUUGUGUGCAUGCACUGUGCCUUUUCCAAAUCUGCUCCGGGGGGUCGGAGUAAUCUCCCAAACAGAUUUAAGGGGUGAAAUGUACUCGGAGUCGAGUGUGGAUUUCGUGCUCUUUAUUCAGCUCAUAGUAGCGAGGAAUGAAAGUUCCCCCAAAAUAUCUGCUUUAUAUUCAUUAUUUACACAAUGGGCCACACGUGAUUGGCUAAUUCCGGGAUUUCUCCUGUAGGCCAAUCAGGUUGCAGAUUCACUUCCACCUGGAGCUGGAUUGGGUGGCUCCUGGGGACCAAUCAUACUGCUGCAUUGUUCUAGGACCAAUCAGACUGCUGCAUUCUGAAUCCUAUUGUUCUAGGACCAACCAGACUGCUGCAUUUUGGAUCCUAUUCAACUCAGUACAUAACAAGGAUUAUGCAGUAGGAAAAGAGGGAAGAAAGACCCAUUAUGGUAGCAUAAAUCCUUCCACUGAUGGGAAGCUUACUUUGCACUAUACAGUGGUACCUUGGUUUAAGAACUUAAUUCGUUCUGGAGGUCCGUUCUUAACCUGAAACUGUUCUUAACCUGAGGUACCACUUUAGCUAAUGGGGCCUCCCGCUGCCACCCCACCGCCGCCGCAUGAUUUCUGUUCUCGUCCUGAAGCAAAGUUCUUAACCCGAGGUACUAUUUCUGGGUUAGCGGAGUCUGUAACCUGAAGCAUCUGUAACCCGAAGCAUCUGUAACCUGAGAUACCACUGUAGUUCAUAAACAGGGCUGUUCGUAAACCGAGGCACCACUGUAUGUGCUUAGAAGUAACACUAUUAUACAUGAAAAUAUAAUAUUAUUUUAAAAACAGCUUUAAAAUGGUUUUUUUGUAUUAUUCAAUAAGUCAUAGGUACAGUACAACAACAAUGCAUACCGGGGUAAAGCGUUCGGAAAAAAGCAGACCUUAGUGAAAAUAAUGUAGAAAAGUGCAUUAUAUAUUAGGGAGAACCAGUGCUAUCGUAGCACCCACCUGACAGGUACCGGAACUCAGUUCUGAUGAGUUCCAGCUAAAUAAAAAAGCCCUGAGGAGAACUGUUUUGCAAAGUAAACAAGCACGUUAGGCAAAAUUCCAUACAAAAAUGUGUAUGUAAGGAAAAAAAUUGUAGUUAAUUGAUGAAUUUCCACGAGUAAUUAAGAAAAAGCAAAUUGAUGAGGAGAACUGAACUUAAGUGUGGGGAAAGGAGAUAUGGGAAGGAACCAAAAUCGACAGAAUCAUCCAUCCCUACUAUACAUCCAUAUUUUGUUUAUUUUUAGUACAGCUCAUUGAUUUAAAGAUUGCAGUUCAGUCCCCAGCUCUUCAAAAGAAGCUAGGGUCAGCACAAGAUACAUUUCUGCUUGAGGGAAAGAGCAAGUUGGUGCCCCCCUCCAGUCCAGAAAAAUACUGGACUGAUAUUGGAAUCUUACCUCAGUAAUGGCAGUCAGGUAGCCAAAUCUGAGGGCAACAGCUUGGGAUGGGUGGGUUAUGGGAGGUAUUGUUUUUUUGCUAAUACGUUAUGUAUUUUGUUUUUAUUCUGCAUUUUUGUGUUUUAAACUGGUGACCUUCAGAUGAAAGGUAGUAUAUUAAAUGAAUGAAUGAAUGAGGGGUGCAGGACAGACCAUGUAACAUAAACACAUCUCUGUCCAACAAUAGGGCAUGACUUAAGUGGUUAAGAUACCUGAAAGCGGCCCUGUUUAGGGAAGUUUUAAAUGUUUGAUCAUGUUUUUACUAUUCUUCUGGGAGCCACCUAGAGUAGCUGGGGAAACCCAGCCAGAUGGGUGGGGUAUAAAUAAGAAAAUUAUUACUAUUAUUAUUACUAUUGUUGCUGUUAAGUAGGAACACCUGGGAGACUAUCCCUGCUGCCUCCCAGCAUUUGCCGCCUGAGGCAGUUGCCUCACUUUGCCUGGUGCUAGGGCCGGCCCCAUAAAUAGAAUUGUAGAAUCAUUCAUCAGAGGAUUACUUACAUGAUUUGCACACGCUAAUUGCUUUGACUGAAGGGGAUCCAGUUCUUUUCACCUCAGACUGCAACUGCUCACAUGCCCUAUAAAUCAACCUUUCCAAUAAAAGCCACUGUCAGUGUGAAUAACACUGGCCUUUAGGGCACCAUAAAACAUGUCACACUAUCUAAAAAGAUACGGAUUCUUUUCUGUUAGGUUCCUUCUGGGGAUGCAGGUAGGAGCAGGACGAAAUCCUUUGUAUUCCUGCCCAACUUGUAUAUGAAAGUUUGCACGUGUGGUGUUGCAGAUAAAGAUGACAGCCAAGGCCUAAGCAUUCAUGAUAAAUAUUUAGCACUGUUAACAGUGCUAUUUGUGGCUUCUGCCAAAUGAUAAAAGAAUGGCAUUAGAAUCCAUUGUGCUUUGCUUUCUCCAUUUUAUCCUCACGCCAACCCUGUAAGGUAGGUUAGGCAGAGAGAUACCAAAUGGCUCAAGGUCACUCAGUAGGCUGAGUGGGGAUUUGAACACUCGCCUCCCCAGGUCUUCCACAUCAUAUCCCAUCACCCCAACCGCUGCACCACAGUAAUAAAAUUAAGCAUUUCUUCUGUGCUAGAUCAGCUGGUGUUAAUUGAUCUCCAUAUUGCAUUUGCUAUGCUUCUAGAUGCCCAUCAACCAAGUUCCCUGAAUGGUCUGCAACAAUCAAUUAAACAGGCAAAUCCAAUCCAAUCAUUAAAACUUUAUUAGUGCAACAAAUAACAACAAUAACAACAACAUAGAACCUAACAUAAAACAACAUGAAAUUUAAGUGUAAUGACAUCAGCUGUCUGUUCACAUCUGCCUUUGAGAGAGGGAGAUGAAUUUCAAGGAAGGAAGGAAGCUGGGCAACCAUAAAAUUAAUAUAGUGGCUAAGAAGGAGGCUUGGACUGUGACAGGCUUGCCAAAGUGAGAUCUUGGAGAAGAUGUGAUUUGCACAGCUCCAUUUAUUAGCCACUACUGUUUGUGGUGGGUGGCGCUGUGGUCUAAACCACUGAGCCUAGGGCUUGCCGAUCAGAAGGUUGGCGGUUCGAAUCCACGUGACGGGGUGAGCUCCUGUUGCUCGGUCCCUGCUCCUGCCAACCUAGCAGUUCAAAAGCACAUCAAAGUGCAAGUAGAUAAAUAAGUACUGCUCCGGCGGGAAGGUAAAUGGCGUUUCCGUGCGCUGCUCUGGUUCGCCAGAAGCGGCUUAGUCAUGCUGGCCACAUGACCCGGAAAAACUGUCUGCGGACAAACGUUGGCUCCCUCGGCCAGUAAAGCGAGAUAAGUGCCGCAACCCCAAAGUCGUUUGCGACUGGACUUAACUGUCUGGGGUCCUUUACCUUUACCUUUUUACUGUUUGCUAGCAGAUCUUCCAGGUUCACACUGUUUAAAGAUGGUCAGUGAACAGCAACCAUGUCCCCAGAUAUAAAGGGAAAGGAAUACCAUCACUAGGUAUUUGUAAUCGUCCACCAUUAGAUAAACAUCUACCUUGGCUGGGGCUGUCAUUCAAAACAUCUGGAGGGCGCUAGGUUGGCAAAGUUUGGAUAUAUAUUAUCGCACCAGAAGUAGUGAUGGCCACCAUCUUGGGAUGGCUUUCAAAAAGGAUUAGUGUGGUGUAGUGAUUAGGAGCGGUGGAUUCGUAAUCUGGGGAACCGGGUUUGCGUCUCCGCUCCUCCACAUGCAGCUGCUGGGUGACCUUGGGCUAGUCACACUUCUCUGAAGUCUCUCAGCCUCACUCACCUCACAGAGUGUUUGUUGUGGGGGAGGAAGGGAAAGGAGAAUGUUAGCCGCUUUGGGACUCCUUAGGGUAGUGAUAAAGCGGGAUAUCAAAUCCAAACUCCUCUUCUUCUUCUUCUUGCGGAUAGGGCUACCAGCCACCACGACUGUGUUUUCCCUCUUCUGUUGGAGUCAGUGUGGUUCUGAAAACCAGUUGCUGGGGGCGUAGCUGGGAAGAGUACUAUGGUGCUUGUGGGCUUCCCACGGACAUCUGAUUGGCCACUGUGUGAAAAGGACGGCGAAGCAGAUGGGCUGUUGACCUGACUUUGCUGGCGAGAGGGAGACGGUGUAGUAUUGUGGCUAGGACAUUUAUCCUUCCGCUUCCAAUGUGUUAUCUCUGACAUUCCGAGUUAACAACUUCUCUCGGAAGUUAGCAUUUAAAGGGCACGGCUGUAAAUAGCAGCUCGGUCUUCAGUGGGUGGGCAUGUUACUCAUCCGUACCAGGGAACUCCCAAACCCAUCUGUGAAAGCGUCAGCUGCAAGCAGCUUCCUUUCUCAGAUCAUCCUUAUUCUUUCCUCUAGCAUUUGAAGAAGUGUUUGACAUCUGCCCUCCCUAGGAGAAUGCAUAUUCUUGCAACACGUAAUCUUGGGGGAUUCCUGGUUUUUCACUGGUUCCUCAUUCUGUCGGUUCACAAGUCUUGUUGUUUAGUCAUUUAGUUGUGUCCGACUCUUCGUGACCCCAUGGACCAGAGCACGCCAGGCACUCCUGUCUUCCACUGCCUCUCACAGUUUGGUCAGACUCAUGCUGGUAGCUUCGAGAACACUGUCCAACCAUCUCGUCCUCUGUCGUCCCCUUCUCCUUGUGCCCUCCAUCUUUCCCAACAUCAGGGUCUUUUCCAGGGAGUCUUCUCUUCUCAUGAGGCGGCCAAAGUAUUGGAGCCUCAGCUUCACGAUCUGUCCUUCCAGUGAGCACUCAGGGCUGAUUUCCUUCAGAAUGGAGAGGUUUGGUCUUCUUGCAGUCCAUGGGACUCUCAAGAGUCUCCUCCAGAACCAUAAUUCAAAAGCAUCAAUUCUUCGGUGAUCAGCCUUCUUUAUGGUCCAGCUCUCACUUCCAUACAUCACUACUGGGAAAACCAUAGCUUUAACUAUACGGACCUUUGUUGGCAAGGUGAUGUCUCUGCUUUUUAAGAUGCUGUCUUAGCCUGCUGAUAAUGCAAAUAUUAUAUCAUUCAGCUUUUGCUACGAAAGCAUGCAUAAUCCCAGCAGCAGAGAGAAGUUCAUCCAAGGACGGUUGACGUUACACAAAGUCAGCAUCAAACCAAGUGUCAUAAUUGGUGUUCUUAGCAGUCAGAACCGAUAGGUAGCUUGAUGGGAGAUGCAAUAAGUGGAGAGUUACUCACCUCAAAAGCUGUGUGUUACCUCCUCUGUCAGAGACAGUAUGUCUCUGUGUACAAGUUGUUGGGGAUCGCAAUUGGAGAGAGUGAUCUCAUGCUCAGAUAUAAGCUUUCAAGUUGGUUGGUCACUGUGAGAGCAGAGUACUGGACGAGGUGAGUUCGACCUAAUUCAGCUGGGUUCUUCAUGCAUUCUUAUGCUUAUGGGAGGAAAAACAUGGUGUACAAUCUAAUGCUCAUUGCUGGAGCUAGGCAAACAUAGCUUGGAAACAGCAGUAAAAUUAAUUGCUUGUCCUCAGAACGCUGAAAUAUUUUUUUCUCUCAGGCCUCGGUCUCCAUCUUAGUCCGCCCACAGGCCUCCUGUUUCCCAUUACUAUUGUCAAUUUCACAUUUAGCUAUGGGAAUGAAAGCCACACGCCGUAGUAAACAUCCUUUUAAAAUCACACAGCCAGUUCCUGUAAUUUCAUGGCUCUUAAGGCUGAGGAUCAUUCUUAUAUAGAUAGUUUCUCUCUCUAUUUAAAGGUGAGACAGAUUUAUGGAUGAUUCAAAAAGGUAUUAGGAACAGGCAAAUCUGCCGAUUUUGGUUUCAGUCAGUUCCUCAUUUUUCCAAUCUAAAAUCCAGAUUUUUACAUCAGGGCGUGACUCCCCUCUCCCAAGUCCUUAUGAAAAUUCAUCAACAUUUUAGUAUUAAUUUCUCCUACUGUGCACAUUCGUAUGUCACUUCCCUUAAACCCCCCUAAUAUAAUGAGUUUUUUGUAUGUUUUCUCUAAUAUAUGCCUUUUUGUGCAUGCUUUAUUCUAGCAUAUGCAUUUUGGUACACAUAACUUGGCCCAAGAACUGCAUUACAAAAUUCAGAGAAGUGUGAAUUUCAAAGUAUGGCUGUGUUUUUGUUCUUCUGCUGUUCCAGAAAGUGUGAAUUAGGUAGAUUUGCCUUAAUUGUCAACUGAAUCAAAUUUUUCCCCAUCACUGAUAGUUAUUAGCCCCAAUAGUUACAUGGAACAAAGCACAUGGAAAAACCUGCAUGGGCCCUGACCUGACUGAGAGCCUGGAAGGGUUGGGGCCUCCUGGUCCUGUAUUGGUUCCCAGCCUGAACUUCUACCAUUGCUGAAACAAUAGUUCUCUUCCUGACUCCAAACUCCAGCCUUCCUUUCUGGCCUGGGAAUAGGAAGGGCAAUGAUAACGAAGGAUGAAUGUGAGCCAGUUAAUUUAUUUAGAUGUUAUUGUGUUUGGGGGACUUCAUUAUAUGAGAUAGACAUAUACAGAACACGAUGUAACAUACAACAUGGUCCCGAGAAAUGAAAAGUCAACCCCUGCAGAUCUAUAACUCCUGAUUUGUAUAAUAACUCCUGCCGUACAAAUAAUAGAAUUGUAGAGUUGGAAGGGACCUCAAGCGUCAUCUAGUAGAACCCUCUACAACUCAGGAAUCACAGCUAACACAUCCAUGAUGGAUGGCCAUCCAACCUCUGCUUUGAAACCUCCAAGGAAGGCGAGCCCACAAGCUCCUGUGGGAGACUGUUCCACUGUUGAACAGCUCUUACUAUCAGAAAGUUCUUCCUGAUGUCUAGUUGUAAUCUCCUUUCUUGUUACUUGAAGCCAUUGAUUCAAGUCCUACUCUCGAGAGCAGGAGAAAACAAGCAUGCUCCAUCUUCCAUGUGACAGCCCUUGAGAUAGUCAGAGAUGGCAAUCAUAUCACAUCACAGUCUCCUUUUUUCCAGGCAAAAUAUACCCACCUCCUUCAACCUUUCCUCAUAAGGCUUGAUUUCCAGAUCCUUGAUAAACUUGGUUGCCCUCUUCUGUACACGUUCCAGCUUGUGAAUAUCCUUCUUAAAUUGUGGUGCCCAGAAUUGGACACAGUACUCCAGGCGUGGUCUGACCAAGGCAGAAUGUUGUUGUUGUUGUUGUUGUUGUUUAGUCGUUUAGUCGUGUCCGACUCUUCGUGACCCCAUGGACCAGAGCACACCAGGCACUCCUGUCUUCCACUGCCUCCCGCAGUUUGGUCAAAUUCCUGCUGGUAGCUUCGAGAACACCAUCCAACCAUCUCAUCCUCUGUCGUCCCCUUCUCCUUGUGCCCUCCAUCUUUCCCAACAUCAGGGUCUUUUCCAGGGAGUCUUUUCUUCUCAUGAGGUGGCCAAAGUAUUGGAGCCUCAGCUUCACGAUCUGUCCUUCCAGUGAGCACUCAGGGCUGAUUUCCUUAAGAAUGGAGAGGUUUGAUCUUCUUGCAGUCCAUGGGACUCUCAAGAGUCUCCUCCAGCACCAUAAUUCAAAAGCAUCAAUUCUUAGGCGAUCAGCCUUCUUUAUGGUCCAGCUCUCACUUCCAAGGCAGAAUAGAGUGUUACUAUUACUUCCCUUGCUCUGGACAUUAUUAUUAAUAAUAAUAAUAAUAAUAAUAAUUUUAUACCCCAGCCACUUUGGAUGGCUUACAGCACAUAAAAAAUUGUAAAAGAUAAAAAAUUUCCUGAUACAGGGUUGCCUUCAGAUGUCUUCUAGUCAGAAAUUUUUAUAUUUCCUUGAUAUCUGAUGGGAGGGCGUUCCACAGGGCGGGCGCCACUACCGAGAAGGCCCUCUGCCUGGUUCCCUGCAACCUCGCUUCUCGCAGUGAGGGAAUCGCCAGAAGGCCCUCGGAGCUGGACCCCAGUGUCUGGGCUGAACGAUGGGGGUGGAGAUGCUCCUUCAGGUACACUGGGCCGAGGCCGUUUAGAGCUUUAAAGGUCAGCACCAACACUUUGAAUUGUGCUCAGAAACGUACUGGGAGCCAAUGUAGGUCUUCCGGUGCCAGUGUUCUAUGAUCUUGGUGGCCAACCCUAGUCACCAGUCUAGCUGCCACAUUCUGGAUUAGUUGUAGUUGAUGCAGCCUAGAGUAGCAUUAGCUUUUUUUGCUGCUGUAUCACAAUGUUGACUCAUGUUAAGUUUGUGGUCCACAAGGACCUAUGGUGCCACCUCAUACUGUAGAUAUUCAUGGUCGUUUGGCUUCAAAAAGGAGAUUGUAGAGCUGGGAAAACUUCAGGAAAAAAGGCAACCCAAAUGUUCAAGGGGGUGGAGCAGCUCCCCCACGAGAAAAGAUUGCAGCAUUUGGGACUUUGUAAAAAGGCAAGGAAAAGGCGACAUGAUAGAAGUUUAUGAAAUGAUGUGCCUUGAAUGGAGAAAUUGGAUAGAAAACAGUCCUCACCCCACCCCCAAAUCACCAGAACUUGUGGUGGGCAUCCAACGAAGCUGAAUUUUGGAAGAUUCAGGACAGAGAAAAGGAAAUACUUUUUCACACAGCUUAUAGUUAAAUUACAGACGUCGCUGCCAGAGGAAGCUGCGACGGCUGCCAACUCAGAUGGCUUUAAAUGAGGAUUGGACAAAUUAAUAGAAGAUAAGGCUCGCGGGUGGCGCUGUGGGUUAAACCACAGAGCCUACGACUUGCCGAUCAGAAGGUCGGCGGUUCGAAUCCCCGCGACGGGGUGAGCUCCCAUUGUUCGGUCCCAGCUUCUGCCAACCUAGCAGUUCAAAAGCACAAAGUGCAAGUAGAUAAAUAGGUACCACUCCGGCAGGAAGGUAAAUGGCGUUUCCGCGCACUGCUCUGGUUUGCCAGAAGCGGCUUAGUCAUGCUGGCCACAUGACCCGGAAGCUGUCUGUGGACAAAUGCCGUCUCCCUCAGCCAAUAAAGCGAGAUGAGCGCCGCAACCCCAGAGUCGGUCACGACUGGACCCAAUGGUCAGGGGUCCCUUUACCUUUAAGGCUGUCCAUAUACUGCAACCUUGAGGGCUCUGUUCUACCUCCACUGCUGUAGGCACCUUGCCUCUGAAUAUCAGAUGUUGGAAAUGUCAUGUGUUGUUUCAGUUAGGUUCUGCUUGCAGGCUUACCAUUGGCAUCUAGUUGGCCACUGCAAACUAUAUGGGCAUUUUGGCGUGAUAAAGCAGACCUCCUCUUCCUUUUUCUGUUAGGCUUCCUUUGGCGAUGGAUAUAGCCUUUACAACGCCACUUUGGAUGCAGUGACACGAGUCACUGCCAAAACUACCAUAGCUAAUGCAGAUUUAUGGGCUCGAGACAGUGCUCUCACUCAGUUCCCCUUAGGACACUCCAGUCCUACCAGCUUAAAUGUCUGCUGGGGAAUAGCUAACAAAGAGGCUCACUUAAAGCUGCCGGAGCCUCUACCCGCCCCACUCCCCCCCCUUCCACUGCCCCUCCGACACAAAGGCACUCAAGAGUGCAUGGGAGUUAUUUAGAUAAUAAAUGGCUUGUAGCUUCAUUGCAAAGAAGAGGGACAGUGUGUUCGGAGUGAAGAUUCUUGGGGAGGGCUCUGGAGUAAUGGUGUGAAAGAAGAAAGGAACACACACACAACAAAUGGAAGGCGCCAAAUUAUUAAUCGUUAUUGAUCAGGCGUUAAGUGGCAGCUUGGCGUGUGAUUCAAGAGACAAAGAGAGCACGGGCUAUUUAACAAAUAGAUGUUAUCUGGCCAUUGCAAGGGUGGGCAGAGGGAGGAGUGUGUGGUAAUUAGCAGCAUGCAGCCAGGCAUCAACAGGCUCUACAAGGCUUGUAGCCAGGGUGGGGCCAGUGGAUGUGAAGCAUUGCUUCACCCACCCCACCUAUGCCAGGAAGACUUCAGCAUUGUGAGGUCUACUUUGUUGUCGUUGUUUUCUCAAGCCACAAGAGCCGCCAAACAGCCAGGCACAAAAGACAUGCAAUUAGACAUCUGCACACAUCCAAACCUACCCAAACUCUGAGAUCAGCUCCAGAGCUUCCUGUUUCAUGGCCCAUCACUAGCAAGGGUACUAGGCCCAGGAUUUAUUUUGUUGUUGGCACCACAGUUGUGGAAUUCUCCACCCGGAUUGAUCCUUCAAGCCCCCUCUCUUUGCACAUUUAGACUACAGUGGAACCUCAGUUGUCGAAUGUAAUCCAUUCCAGAAGACCGUUCGACUUCCAAAACGUUAGACAACCAAGGCGCAAUUGCUGGUCAGCAAAAUCCAUUGAAAAAAUUGAGAAAUGUGCCUCGGAAGCCGUUUGAUUUCUGAAAAUUGUUUGAAAACGGAAGCAUUCACUUCCGGGUUGUUGGCAUUAGGGUUCCAAAUUGUUCAGCUUCCAAAGCGUUCGACAGCCGAGUUUCCACUGUACCAAUGAAUGCAUUUGUUGCAGAAGCAUCAGAGAAUUGUAUAGUUGGAAGGGGCCACAAGGAAAAUAAUAAUCUACUCACUGGAUUGAGUUCCAUUCCAGACAUGGGUCAAAUAAACAAACAGUGGCAGUCUCUGCUCCUAUUUCCAUUCUCAUCAGAAUUCUCCAACAGCCCUACCCACAAUAACAGGCAGCAUAAAGAGAGUCAGAGCUGACAGGUCUAUGAGUAGAUUUCCCCCCCGUUUGUUUUUUAAGGCAGCAGCAUAAAUGCAUAAAACAGUUAUUUAUGCCAAUGUUGGUAAGGGUCAUAAAAAUGCAUAGGAAGUCUGCCUAUAAAAGUUAUCCAAAAAAAACAACAACCCCAAGAAGCGCCAACCCAGAUAUCGGUUGCUGUUAAUCAGGGUUCAGAUUUUUCAGCAUGGAAACAAAUUAUGAUGGUGAAGGUGCAGAUAAUUUUAUCAAGCAGCAGCCUGACUUCAUGUGAAUCCACAGGAGCAAACUUGUAUUUUGAAACAGUUCUUGUUGUGUUGUGUCACUGUCACCUGAGUAGAAGUAAUCUUGGGAGAUUUCCACAUCCCCAGGAUUUGAUCCACUGAUGGAAUCAGAUGUAAAUAAAGCACCCGAUAUACAUUUCAAAUGUGUGUGGUAGGGCUACGACACCCAAUGCUAUCUCAGCAGGUCAUAACUGAGGAAAGUUCAAGGUCUCUUAUAGUUCUCCUUGGCCAUAAAAGCCAGUGCGUUGUAGGGAACAUGUUCUUUGCUUGCAUGUAGCAAGCCCAGAAUCAAACUCCUGCUUUGAGUAAUCUUCUAUUGAGCAGGGUCAGUCCAAGACAUUUGGCAGCCUGGGGCAAAGGAGAAGGUGAUGCUCCCCUAAAGUCCAUCCAUGUUCAAAGGCUAACUAAACUUGCAGGUGACUCAGUGGAGGCUGGUGCUCAUUGGCAUUGGUAGGGCAGAAGUCAAAGAGGUCAAUUGCAGGUGGAGCCAACUCUUUCUGGUUUUGUCCCCAUCCUCCUGUUAGGAUUUUACAUAACCAAUGCUGGUUAGUGUGAUUAGUAUAAAUCACAUGAGAUGUCUGAGAAGAGUGUGGGAACGGAAGACUAUCUUAUCUCUUCCGUCUGAGAGUGUUAUUGGACUGUACUUUUGCUUUUGCGGUGUGCUUUCUAUUUCUGCCAGAGUUUGGAGAACACAGACGUGAUUAUGGACUCUCUGUAUAUAUUGUGAAUAAAAUGUAGUUUAGAUCUAUGGAUGUCUCUAUCUUCUUGCUGUGUGAUGCCAGAAGACCUGUGUGCACUUUUCAUAUGAGAAGUGUCUCAGAGGGGCACUCUGGAGUGAAGGGACAUUGCCAUUCCAGAGACGAGCCUACUGGGAGACGUUCGGAGGUACUGGGGUUCUGCCGUCCCCUCCAGGAGCUUUUGCCAACACCUCCCUGAUGAGUUCUACAAAGUCAACAUGGAGGAGGCUAACAGGCAGUGCUCUGCCUCUAGGCUGGUUGUAAGUAAGGAGAGAGGCUGGGAAUGAGUGCUGACUGGGGGUCAACAGCAUUGCUUCCACAUAGCAGCUGCUGGAAACCCCAGGAGGCAAGAGUGUUCUUGUGCCUGAAUCCUGCUUUGCUGGUUUCCCAUGGACAUCUGGUUGGCCGCAGGAUGCUGGACCAGAAGGGCCUUUGACCUGAUCCAACAGGCAGUUCAGGUUCUCCAUUGCACCUGAGGUUAGCAGGUAGGCUACAAUCAGUUCAUUGACCUCGGCUGCUACCAAUAAACCUCCCCACCCGCCCCACUACACAAGAAAGCUUCAGCAAGAAGCAGCUGCUUUCAAUGUGCCAAAGAGCCUGUUGGAUAUUCAAUCAGCCGCUGAAUGGCUGUACCAGUGGGGUGGAUCCAAGCUGUUUCUCCCAGGCUCUGAGGUAUGGAGACAGUGGGGAGGGAUCACAUCAUUUCCCCCUGCUCUGUCACUGCAUGAAGACUCAUUCUUUUUCACGUCGUAGCCAGCUUGGAUCCUUUCUCUCCCAGGAGAGGAAAAGGGAAGGUUAAAUGCUAUAAGUAAACAUAGGACAGAAAAUGCUAGGAGCUUGAAGCAGCCCCUGAUAAUAUAAAGCAGAAGUACUUGCCUUGAUCUCUGCUUCUGAACUAUUUUCUUUUUACAUUAAAAAGGGCAGGUUUUCUAGUAUGUAUCACAUAAAACUUAAUAGUUCUAUAUUCCUACACUAGAUGUCACUGUAUCAGCAUAGACUGCUGGAUGAUAACAGACUUCAUAUUCUAGAUCCUUCUUUCGUCCAUUGGGUUGAUUUUCGGUUCCUCCCCUUCAUAUUGGUUUGGGGCUUCUGAAGAGCCUUGCGGAGUGAAGACCAAGCAUGAGUCUUUGAUUUGAAGCUCAUCUGUGACCAACAUCACCAUUUUCUGCACAUUACUUGCCUGGGCCAGCUGCAAUUGAGUGCUUCAAGUUUCAGCAUGUUCUUGAGGGAUCUGCCUCUUUGGCUGUGUGGACUUACAGAGUGCUUGGACCAAGUGAAUGGGAUGGUGCAUCAUUCUAUUUCAAACAGGGGCUGAAUGUGCCCCCCUCCUCUGGCCUUUAUCUGGCCCCCAGCACUCUCCCCAGGCCAUAAUUUGUUGUUGUUGUUUAGUCAUUUAGUCGUGUCCAACUCUUUGUGACCCCAUGGACCAGAGCACGCCAGGCACUCCUGUCUUCCACUGCCUCCCGCAGUUUGGUCAGACUCAUGUUUGCAGCUUCAAGAACAUUGUCCAACCAUCUCGUCCUCUGUCGUCCCCUUCUCCUUGUGCCCUCCAUCUUUCCCAACAUCAGGGUCUUUUCCAGGGAGUCUUCUCUUCUCAUGAGGCAGCCAACGUAUUGGAGCCUCAGCUUCAGGAUCUGUCCUUCCAGUGAGCACUCAGGGCUGAUUUCCUUCCAAAUGGAGAGGUUUGAUCUUCUUGCAGUCCAUGGGACUCUCAAGAGUCUCCUCCAGCACCAUAAUUCAAAAGCAUCAAUUCUUCGGCGAUCAGCCUUCUUUAUGGUCCAGCUCUCACUUCCAUACAUCACUACUGGGAAAACCAUAGCUUUAACUAUACAGACAUUUGUUGGCAAGGUGAUGUCUCUGCUUUUUAAGAUGCUGUCUAGGUUUGACAUUGCUUUCCUCCCAAGAAGCAGGCGUAUUUUAAUUUUGUGACUGCUGUCACCAUCUGCAGUGAUCAUGUAGCCCAAGAAAGUAAAAUCUCUCACUGCCUCCAUUUCUUCCCCUUCUAUUUGCCAGGAGGUGAUGGGCCCAGUGGCCAUGAUCUUAGUUUUUGAUGUUGAGCUUCAGACCAUAUUUUGCGCUCUCCUCUUUCACCCUCAUUAAAAGGUUCUUUAAUUCCUCCUCACUUUCUGCCAUCAAGGUUGUGUCAUCUGCAUAUCUGAGGUUGUUGAUAUUUCUUUCGACAAUCUUAAUUCCGGCUUGGCAUUCAUCCAGCCCAGCCUUUCGCAACUCAAGGCCAUAAUACCUCUUCCAAAUCAUGCCCCUCUCUAGCCCUGCCCUUUGUCCUCCUCAGGCCUGUUUGUUUGGCUGGAAUAUGUCCUUGAAGAAGGAAAUCCCUUUAAGUCCGUGAACCGAGGAACUGCUGUUUGCAGCAAGGAGGCGAAUGGGGGGGGGGGUCAUAGGAGAGACUUCAAUCUUCUCACCAUCUACAGCUACCCCCUUCCUCCUGCUAGCCUUGCACCUGCUGAGCCUCUCACCACUAGGCAAGCCAGACCCAGCAGCUGAGAGCAGCAGUAGUCUUGUGACCUCUGCACCUCCAGCCAAUGUACGUCUUCUGGCUGUAGCUACAAAGCAGAGAUGGGGCCCUCACCACUACAGUCGUUGAGUGGCUGAUUGAAUAUCCAACAGGCUCUAUGGCACAUUAAAAGAAUAUAUCACGGAUCAAUGUGGAAACAAGACAGAUUAGAUUUAGGGAUGAACACAUGCACAGCUGGCAGGGACAGAAAAUAGACUGAACGGUCCAUUCCUACUUUCACCUGAACAUGCAGAGGAUUCUUAUUCACACAUAUGUUAAGGGGAUGGAAGCGUUAAUUAAAAGGGAAAGAAUGGCAUGGAACACACCCAGAUUUUCAAGCAACCACUUUUAUUGAAACCCAACAAACGUGGCAAUGAUGCUUAUUGCCAUUGGCUGCAUCAGGCACCCCCAAACUCGGUCCUCCAGAUGUUUUGGGACUACAACUCCCACCAUCCUUAGUUAACAGGACCAGUGGUCAGGGAUGAUGGGAAUUGUAGUCCCCAAAGCAGCUGGAGGGCUGAGUUUGGGAAUGCCUGGGCUACAUAGUCUAGGUGUAGGGAACCUUUGGUUCUCCAGAUGUUGCUGAACUACAACUCCCUUCAGCCCUAGCAAGUAUGGCCAAUGGCAACCCCUAGAGGGCAACAAUUCAGCAAUAUUUGGAGGGCUGGAUCCCUACACCUGAUAUAGAUUCCCUGAAGCAGGGUGCAUGGUUUUAAGUUAGUAAGGGUCAGGGGUGGGGGAACAUGGAUAGUCUACAGGUCAAAUGAGGUCAUGGGCCUCUUCCAGAGGCCACUUCUGGGGGCAGAGGCAAAAGUGGGCAGGGCAACAGAUGUGAGCCUCCUCUUUGUACGGUAGGCAUAUUCUAGCCUUGCAAAAGCCAGAUGUUUCUGCACAUGUAGCUCUGGGGAAGGCGGAAGAGGGGCUACCCCAGCAGUUCUCUCAAGCUGUUGAUGGUCCAUUAAGUGUGUUCCUUGGCCUGAACUUCCAGGCAUCCCCAUCCCUGUUCUAGGUGAUUUAGGUGUUUCCCAGCCUUGGGUCUCCAGCUGUUUUUGGACCACAACUCCAAUCAUCCCUACUUAGCAAGGCCAGUGGUCAGGGAUGAUUGGAAUUGUAGUUCUAAAACAGCUGGAGACCAAAGGUGGGGAAACUCUGAUUAGGUUGUCCAGGUGCUGAACAAUGGCAUAUUCAUUGGUUUUGGCCAUCCCCGUCAGUCACCAGGCUUUGCUAUGUACAUGACUAUGGAGAUGAAUGCCUUGUCUAUAGGACCUUUUCAUUUUUCAAAUCUGAAAUUUACUCUAGAAUAUGCUUCUUUGAUUGUACACAAUGCGUGGCUGGAGAACAGCCUUGCGAAAUCUGGAGCAGUGCAAAUUUUGACAGGUAGCUGGAGAUGGGUUUCAGGUUCCGUAUUGUUUCAGAGUGCAAAUUAGGCAGGCUUGCCUUUCAAUGCAAACUUAAUCAAAUAUCUCCACUCACCUUCCCUCCUAGAGAAAAAACCCAUCUCUCCAUUUUGAGAGCAGCUUUUGCACUCUAAGCUUGUACAGUUCUCUGCUCCUGCACAAUCUUUGAACAUGUGCAAAAGCCGAGCAGGAGAAUGACAGACUACAGCUCUAUGCUGUAACAACUACCUCUUUUCCUCUGUAUCUCUUGGCACAUGUGUAAAGACUUUUGGUGGAAAGAAAGAGAGGAGAAUGUGAUUUGCCACAUCUUUCUGUGCGUGCCAAAAUUCUGUCCGAUUCCCAGACGUGUCUGGGAAAAUCUGGACGUACGGCAACCCUAACAUAGGAACCUUGUAUGCCUAAACUGUGGGGUCAUAUUUCAAUUUAUUUUUAUUUAUUUUUUUGUCCAAACGACAGGUUGAAAGAGGCAUGAUAGUUUCCAGAGCGUCUCUUGAUUCUUUCAAGGACUUGCCACUCAGCCACCUGCCAGUUUUCUCCUCCUACCUUCUCUCUGUGUUUUUUUUUUUUUUAAUUCCAAAACAUUAGCAGCCUCUAGCAAUCACCUUAUCAAGGUUUUCCAUUAUCUGUAGGCACUGGAAUGCCUGGAAUCCAUCGCUGGACUCCACAAGCCCUUCACCACAGUUGGCCUUACUUUACUUGCUUCUCAAAUUUAGUUGACUUCCAGUUGUGUUCUGUUACCCUAGGGAUUCAUGCCAUGAAGCCAGGAAUGAGUGCUAUUUAAAUACUAGUGACAAGUGAGUUGCUAAUUCCUGAUAUUUUUGUUGCAUGGCUCAGUGUUCAGUAUUCGGCAGUCAACUUCGUGUGCAAACAGUGCCUGCGUCAUUACCGCAUAGGGAGAUAAUUCCUUGUUUUGGCGUUUUGUAUUGCGGUGGGGCUGCUGCUUAUCCUUUCCUUUGCUCUGGGGUCUAAGCUAAGGUUACCAGAUUUUUUUCAGUGAAUCCGGGGACACUUCAAUCAAUCAAUCAAUCAAUCAAUCAAUCAAUCAAUCAAAUACUACACGUUCAGGACGUUGAUGCUGCAGCAAUGGCGGUGGCAGAGGGGCGGCCGCCGCCUUGACCUCAACCACCACAUUUCCCCUUCCUUCGAGGCUUCUAUCUCCUUUCUCCAUGAGCCUGGGCAGCCCCUGAGUUCUUGGUUCUUUGGUGGUGGUAGGGAAGCAGUGUGCAGUGCGUCAGGCAUGGAAGGCGGAGAAGGAGGGCCAAGAGUGGCAGCGGCGGUGAGGCUUGGGCACUGCGAUGCCUCCCUUCCCAUCAGAGCAGCCCCAAUCCCAUGCCUACUUGCGUGCAAGCAGGAGGGGGCAGGGAUCCCUCAGCUGGGAAGGGAGGCUUCCCGUUGCCUAACUGAGAGAUCCCUGCCCCCUCCUGCUUGCACACAAGCUCUGAUAGGCAGCGUGAAGCCUCCCUUCACAGCUGAGAGAUCCCUGCCCCGCUCCUGCUUGCACGCUAGUAGGAGUUGGGAGGCUGCUCCGAUAGCCAGCAUAAAGCCUCCCUUCACAGCUUAGUUGCUGGGGUCAGGGAAGGUGGAGACAGCCCGGAAGCUGCAUCUUAGAGCCCCUGCACCACCAUCAUAUGGGGACUUCCGAGCAGCUCCUGAAGCCAGCCAGAGCCAACUGCUCCGGGCUGCUGAAACUGCCGCUGCUGUGUUUCCUGGGGACAUUAGAUGAAAUCUGGGGACAUUCCGGGGAUGGAAUUUGCCCGGGGACUUAUUUGCAAAUCCGGGGACUGUCCCCGGGAAACGGGGACAUCUGGUAACCCUAGUCUAAGCACAUCCCCACUUGCAUCAAACAAUGCAUCCAGCCGGUUCACUGGAACCCAGAUGAGUAUUGUAAUAGAGGGGCAAAUGCACUUCUAGAUGCAAACUUACACCCAUAAUAGCUGCAUGUGUAGAAGGACAUUCUUCCUUCUUCAAUGCAGCAAUUGUGUUCUAUUGAUGUUUCCUUACCUUUGCUUCCCAAAAAUAUUGUUGUCAGUGCUCCCCCCCCAAUGUUUAGGGGUAUUUUCCUACUCAUAUUGAAGUACUGCCCCUCAAUGAGGCCAAACUUAGAUUCAAAAAAUGUUUAGGGGUACCCCUGCGUCCUCCCAGAAAAAAGCACUGAUUGUUGUUAUUAUUCAUUUAACUAUUUAUUAAAUCUGCGUCCGAAGAACUUUGGGGCGGUUCACAGCAUAAAAAUACAAAAAAUACAAAAAUAAAAACAUGAAAUACAUAAUAAGAACAAGAACAGAACAACCCCAUAACCCCCACUCCUACAAAAAAGGACACAGAAUAUUAAUCAGCCAAAGGCCUGGGCUGAAGAGGAAUGUUUUUACCUAAAGCUGUAUCAUGAACUCACCAGUGAGCCUCCUUAGGGAAAGCUUUGCACAAACCGGGAGCCCCCACAGAAAAGGCCCAUCCGCAUGUUGCCACCCUCCCAACCUCAUGUAGAGGGGACACACAACAAAGGAUCUCAGAAGAUGAUUGCAGGGCCCAGGUUGGUUCAUAUAGGGAGAGGCAGCCCUUGAGCUGUUAAAAUCUUUAUUGGUCAAUGCCAGCACUUUGAAUUGGGCCCAGACACUAACUGGCAGCCAGUGCAGUCAGGCCGGAAUCGGUGUAAUACAGUGGUACCUCUGGUUACAUACGCUUCAGGUUACAGACUCCGCUAAUCCAGAAAUAGUACCUCGGGUUAAGAUCUUUGCUUCAGGAUGAGAACAGAAAUCGUGCAGCGGCGGCGCAGCAGCAGCAGCAGGAGGCCCCAUUAGCUAAAGUGGUGCUACAGGUUAAGAACAGUUUCAGGUUAAGAACAGACCUCUGGAACGAAUUAAGUACGUAACCAGAGGUAACACUGUAUGUUCAAACCUUCUUGCCCUGGUGAGCAACCUGGCCACCGGUUUCUGCACCAGCUGAAUUUUCUGAAGCAUCUUCAGAGGCAGCCGCGGGUAUAAUGUGUUGCAGUAAUCUACCAGACCAUAGACAACGGAAGUGAGGCUAUCCCUGUCCAGAUAGGGGCGUAGCUGGGCCACCAGCCAAAGCUGAUGGUAAGCACUCUGUGCCACUGAGACCACCUGACCCUCAAGCGACAGCAAAGGAUCCAGGAGUAACCCCCAAGCUACGUACCUGCUCCUUCAGAUGGAGUGUAACCCCAUCAAGAGCAGGCAAGCUCCCACCCAUCUGGUCCAGGGAACUGCCCACUAGCAGUGCCUCAAUCUUAUCAGGAUUGAGCCUCAGUUUGUGAGCUCUCAUGCAGUCCAUUACUGAGCCAAGCAAUAGUCCAGCACAUCCCCUGCCUCACCUUCAGAUGUAGAGGAGAAGGAGAGCUCCAUGUCAUCAGCAUAUUGCUGACAAUGUACUUCAAAACUCUGGAUAACGCCACUCGGUGGUUUCGUGUAGAUGUUAAACAGCAUAGGGGAUAACAUCAAUGAAAUAUACUCUGAGUCGAGAGUGGAUUUCAUGCUCUUUAUUCAGCUCAAUGGUGAGGAGGAAUGAAAGUUUCCCCAAAAUACAGUGGUACCUCAGGUUAAGUACUUAAUUCGUUCCGGAGGUCUGUACUUAACCUGAAACUGUUCUUAACCUGAAGCACCACUUUAGCUAAUGGGGCCUCCUGCUGCUGCCGCGCUGCCAGAGCCCGAUUUCUGUUCUCAUCCUGAAGCAAAGUUCUUAACCUGAAGCACUAUUUCUGGGUUAGCGGAGUCUUUAACCUGAAGCGUAUGUAACCUGAGGUACCAUUGUAUCUGCUUUAUAUACAUUAUUUAUACAAUGGGCUGCACAUGAUUGGCUAAUUCCGGGAUUCUCCUGUAGGCCAAUCAGGUUGUGGAUUCACUUCCACCUGGGGCUGGAUUGGGUGGCUCCUGCGGACCAAUCAGACUGCUGCAUUGUUCUAGGACCAAUCAGACUGCUGCAUUCUGGACCCUAUUCAACUCAGUACAUAACAAUCAAAUCCUGAGGAACCCCACACUGAAGGCUCCAUGGGGCUGAAGAGCACUCCCUAAGCAUCGCCCUCUGGAAAUGACCAUCCAAGUAGGACCGGAACCACUGCAAAGUAGGGCCACCCACCCCUAACUCAGCCCAGUGGCGUAGCAUGGGUUGUCAGCACCCGGGGCAAGGCAAGUAAUUUGCGCCCCCUAAACCGUGGAUUUUAGUAGGGGCAGAGAGCUGCGAGUGCGAGCGCACGCCCCCGCGAUGUUGCGCCCGGUGCGGCCAGCCCCCCCUGCACCCCCCACGCUACGCCACUGACUCAGCCAAUAGUAUCAAAAGCCACUGAGAGGUCAAGGAGAAUUGACAAGGACACAUUUCCCCUGUCUCUCCUGACUGAGGUCACCAUACAAGGCGAGGAGUGGUGAGAAGUUCCAGGGGCCAAAAGUCGUCGAGAAAGCGCUAAUGACUCAGGUGGUAUUUGUUCAUGGAUGCACAAGCAGAACAUAAACAGAGGCAAACAGGAUUCCCACCUCCCGCAAGCAUCAGAUUCCCAGAAAACUGUUUGUACAGAACUCCAAGGCUAUGCUUCUGGGGUGAUUCCACACUAGGUUUUUCAGUUAAUUUGCAUGUUUGUUUUAUUCAGUUUACAUUCCAUGUUUGAGUAUUGCAUAGUAAGUGCAAAUCAGGUAAAGGUAAAGAGACCCCUGACCAUUAGGUCCAGUCAUGGCCGACUCUGGGGUUGCAGCGCUCACCUUGCUUUAUUGGCCGAGGGAGCCGGCGUACAGCUUCCGGGUCAUGUGGCCAGCAUGACUAAGCCGCUUCUGGCAAAUCAGAGCAGCGCACGGAAACGCCGUUUACCUUACCGCUGGAGUGGUACCUAUUUAUCUACUUGCACUUUUGACGUGCUUCCGAACUGCUAGGUUGGCAGGAGCAGGGACCGAGCAACGGGAGCUCACCCCGUCACGGGGAUUCGAACUGCCGACCUUCUGAUUGGCAAGUCCUAGGUUCUGUGGUUUAACCCACAGCGCCACCUGUGUCCCUGCAAAUCAGGUAGGUUCACAUAAAAAAUGUGAAUUGACCCGAGUUCCCACCCGCCUCCCUAGCUGCAAGCCGUGGAUUUUCACCCAAAUGUUCACCAGCUUGCCACAUAGUUCUGGCCCCAGAUUCACGUGCGCUUAUUUUGCUUGUGGAGCGCAUGGAUGGACUGCGGUGCGUACGUGUGUUCCUUUCCUCUGCAAGAUGUAUCUCUCCUUCCUGGAAUAUCUUUUUACGUAAUCGCUCGGCGCUUCCGUCCCAAGGACCAAUAGCUCUGGGCAAAGUGAUGCCUUCGGAGUACUUAACAAGUUUCAGACCUAACGAAUCCGAACACUUAAGAGAGCCCAAGGGACGCUGCUCUUGACAGUCUUAUGGGUGCCCUGAGCUAACCUUGCAAAGGCGUCAGGGGGAAGGCGGAUGCGCGUGUAAAAAGGGUCAGAACUGAAAGCUUUUUGCCUUGACAGUUUUAGAUGAAUGAGGACUUUCAGUCCGAGAUGCGUUCCCCUUCCUCCCUGCCACCUUGAGUGCUGUUCAGAGGAGCACCAGCAUGAAACAAUAGCACUUCAGAGGACCUCCAGAGAAUCCUCUUAAGUAUGCUCUGCUAUUCCUUUCCGGCACCGCAGCGGCCAUUUCUUCUAUCAGACGCGGGAGGGCGAAUGAGGGCGUAAGGUCCCCUCACGUGCAAAGUAAGUAAAUUGAACUGGGAGUGCGGGGAGAGGUCUGCUUAUCCAAUGAAAAAAAUGCACAGAGCUGCCCUGGCCAUGGGAAUAAAUGGGAAAGCCUGUUCAUAUAGCAGCUGUAUGUGCCCACUAGAGCAUCAUGUGUCCCAGGUGUGGCGCAACGGAUUGAGCACAACAGUCCACUUCCACAUUCAGUUCUUCAUUUCAUUGGGCAUACCAUGUUACUUUAGAAGUGAGAGGAGGUGUCUCGCUCCAGGAACAGAGUAGAAGCUCUGUUCAGUCCACAACUGAAGGUGGAUCCAUCUAUUUCGCUCUUCCCGACGUGUAGAAAAACACAUAUCUUGGGGGAAUGUGUAUGAUAAUCAUAUAUUUGUGAAAAUAACGUACAGAAAUGAUUAAUAUUGGGCAAAGUUGUCUGUCUUCUGCUUGAAGACCUCCACUGAGCAAGAGCCUAUCAUUCCUUUAGCUAACUGGACCCAAGGUCAAACUGCUGUUACUAUGAAGAGGUUUCUCCUAACAUUCAGCUGAAAUGAAAGCAAAUGUAAAGGUAAAGGGACCCCUCACCAUUAGGUCCAGUCGUGACCAACUCUGGGGUUGCGGCGCUCAUCUCGCUUUAUUGGCCGAGGAGCCGGCGUACAGCUUCCGGGUCAUGUGGCCAGCAUGACUAAGCCGCUUCUGGCGAAACCAGAGCAGCGCACGGAAACGCCGUUUACCUUCCUGCCGGAGCAAUACCUAUUUAUCUACUUGCACUUUGCUGUGCUUUCGAACUGCUAGGUUGGCAGGAGCAGGGACCGAGUAAUGGGAGCUCACCCUGUCGUGGGGAUUCGAACCGCCAACCUUCUGAUCUGCAAGUCCUAGGCUCUUGGGUUUAAACCACAGCGCCACCAACGUCCCGAAAACAAAUGUAGUAAAUAAUUUAAAAAGGACAUUCUUUGCACUGUAAAAAUGAUCAUUUAGAAAGGAGAUUUGAUCAGGCAUACUUCCAAGCUUUUUUCUCUACAACCUUAAGGUCUGGAAAUUUGUGUCUUUUUCAACAAAAAAGAAAACUGGGAUCCUAAGGCUGCCAAAUUCUGCACUGUUUACCAGAUGCCGGACUUGUGUUGUCAUUCCAUAGAUGCAAAUAAUAGUCACAUGUCUGAUUUAAGGCACUGUACUGUGCAAGGGGUCACCUUAUGCACGGGUUACGUAGGUGCUGUUUUUAUGGAGACCAAAGAUCAGCUGGCUGCAUUCUGACAUGCAUUCCUUCUCCUGCUGCUGCCUGCCCUUUUUCCUUCCCUGCCUGGUGAGCAUACAGCCUUUCAUUCAUUCAAAGGUCUAGCUUUAAAAGCCAGAUCCGAAGCUGCUUCUUUUAAAUUCCAGGACAGCCAGAGUAACCUUUGAUUCCACACUUCAGUUUUCAAAUGGAAAGACUGCAGGAAGAAGCAGACAAAGGGGGAAAGGGCAGAAACAGACAAACAGAGUGAUAAAGGUGGGGUUAGAGAGCCUCCUCUUUUGCUACAUUCCACAAGUCCUAAAUAUUUCCAAUUUUUCAUAGUUUUCUGUCCCAAGAGCUGCAAAGUGAUAUAUUUUUUUUAAUAAACCUGGGCUUGCCUUGAUUCAAUAAAAACUAUAGAUGCAUGCAGUUAAAAGUAAAAAAGUAAAAAAUUCUUUGCUUUAAAUCUCUCUCUACUUCCUGGUGCAUUUAAAAAUAUAUUACUUCUAACCGCUUUAGAGAAAAGUAGGAAAGUAGUAUCUAUUAAUAUUUAAUUGAAUCAGAUCCUUCCAACUCCCUGCUGCAACCACGUGAUUUGCCUUUGUCUUGAUAAAGAAGAGUGCUUCCUUUUCACCGCCAUAUACAUAUUUGAUUUCUUUGUGCACAUAGCUAGAUCUAAGCCCAGUUGCCUUACUUAAACUGCGGAUGAGGAACCUUAGAUGUCCCUCCCCACGUGUGGUUUACGAAUGUCAGGAAUCCACUCCCUAGGAUCGGAAAUGUCUCUAAAUUAACUCUCCAAGGGUGCGCUAGCAAAUCCUAUGAUCUGAUUGCUUGCACAUUUCCCAGGUAAAGUGCUGUCUGCCAGGACAGCUGAGGCAGCUAUGUAUUAUUUAAACAUUGACUGAGGAGGAAGGGGAACACACCAUCAUGCAUUAAUCAGGAUCAUGCGUAUGAAUUUGCUUAUUGCCAAGAGAGCUUUGAUAGGCGCAAGGAGCCCCCGAACAGUGGGACAGAGGAAGAUCCCUGCUGGGUCAGACAAAAGGCCUAUCCGGUCCAGCAUCGUGGAACUUUAGAGUUGGAAGGGAUCAUGAGGGUCAUCUAGUCCAACCCCCUGCAAUGCAGGAAUCAUUUGCCCAGCAUGGGGCUCGAACCCACAACCCCAGGAUUAAAAGUCUCAUGCUCUACCAACUGAGCAUGUUCCCCGCCAUGGCCAAGCAGAUGCUUCUGGGAAGUCCACAACCAGGACACCACAUCAGUCUCCCUCUCCCAUUGUUGUUCUUCAGCACCUGGUCUUCAGGCUUGUUCCUUCUGGAGGUAAUAUACAGCCAUAAUUGCUAUAAGUCAUAAAUAGCCUCAUUCCCUGAUCCAAAACACUCACCCACAUGAAAACAAAGACCACCACAGCCAACCACAAAUGAACAACCACACCCUAGGCCAACCCCAACCUCUCUCAUCACCAAAGGAACACAAGUGAACAGCAAAGAACCUGCACAAGCAACGCUGACACCAAACCCUACAUACAUUAAGCAAAAUAGAAACAUCGCCACCCGACCCCACCCAACUUCCCCCCCCCUCCACCUCUUUCCCCCUUUUCUUCCCAAAUGAAACUGAUUUGCAAAAAUGUUACAUGGAAAAAUAUAUACAGUGGUACCUCGGGAUACAUAUGCUUCAGGUUACAUACGCUUCAGGUUACAGAUUCCGCUAACCCAGAAAUAGUGCUUCAGGUUAAGAACUUUGCUUCAGGAUAAAAACAGAAAUUGUGCUCCGGCGGCGCGGCAGCAGCAGGAGGCCCCAUUAGCUAAAGUGGUGCUUCAGGUUGCAAACAGUUUCAGGUUAACAACGGACCUUUGGAAUGACUUAAGUACUUAACCUGAAGUAUCACUGUAUAUACGAGAGAGAGACAUUGCACACACUUUUGUAAAUCAAUAAAAUCUUUAAUUAAAAAAAAAUAAAUAGCCUCAUUCUGCAUGAAUCUGUCCGGUCCCCAUUUAAAACCACCUGAGCUAGUGGCUGUGGCCACACCUUUCAUUAGCAAUUUUUUUACUUUCACUAUCCAUGACAUGUGUGGUGUGACAUCAUCAUCAUCAUCAUCAUCAUCAUCAUCAUAUUUUUUUAUUAUACCCCGCCCUCCCCAGCCAAGGCCGGGCUCAGAGCGGCUUACAAGCAAUAAUAAAAACAAGAUGAAUGAUUACAACUUAAAAACAAAAAAAAAUUACAACAUUAAAAUAAUGGAACAUUAAAAUAUUAAAAUGUAGCGUCAUCGCAGGAGGAGAAGGAAAAGAAAAAAGAAAGAGAGGGAGGGAGGGAGGGAAUCAAAUUGGCUCCAAGCCAAAGGCCAGGCGGAACAACUCUGUCUUACAGGCCCUGCGGAAAGAAAUCAGAUCCUGCAGGGCCCUGGUCUCAUGAGGCAGAGAGUUCCACCAGGCCGGAGCCAGUGUUGGAAAGGCCCUGGCUCUGGUUGAGGCUAAUCUAACUUCCAUCAUGAUGUCACGUGGCCUCAGAACCUGGUGGCACCGGAAGUCAGGUUCCGAGGUCUUGCAAGGCCUCGGACGUGACUUCCAGUGCUUUGUGAGGCAUCACAAGUUGCAUAGGGGCCCCGUGGUGUAGGUGCUGAGCACCCACAACAAAAAUUUUGUGGGUGCUUGGGGCCCUGGGGGUCCCUAGAGAUGGUGUCCGCACACUGUGUGAAGGACUUCCUUUUCCUGUCCUCGUCAGCUGCAUUAGAUGGCCACAGGCUCUCGUUUCAAGAGAGCGAAACUUCUCUCCAUACAGCUUGUCUUCAGAACAUAGCUUCCCCAUUCAUCCCAGUGGAGCCCAUUGAUCUUCUGAGCAUUCAAAUCAGGUCUGCCCAAUGAAUGAUGAAGUGCAUGCUCACAUGAGCUCUCUGUACCCAUCAGGAUACGCACAUUGCAGUGGGUCAUUGUGUGGUGUGUGUCUGUUUUGAAGUAUGAGCCCAAGCACAUGUCAGUUUCUGAUCUCAGCUCUAGCUGCAGAUACAUCAGAGGAACCCCAGGAAAUGAUGCAUCUUCUCCAGCAGGGACAUAUGAUGGACCAUAAGAACAACACUGAUCUGGCAGUACGGAGGCAAUCAAAUAUCAACCAGAUUGGUAGCCAAGCCGCAACGCUGGCAGGUUAUCCUUCUGCAGGUAGAGUCAGAAGCCCCUUGUGUUACCUCCAACAUUUAUUCUGUGAAAAUAGGGACAUCCGGUGGCGCUGUGGAUUAAACCACAGAGCCUAGGACUUUGCGAUCAGAAGGUUGGCGGUUCAAAUCCCCACAACGGGGUGAGCUCCCAUUGCUCGGUCCCUGCUCCUGCCAACCUAGCAGUUCGAAAGCAUGUCAAAGUGCAAGUAGAUAAAUAGGUACCACUCCGGCGGGAAGGUAAACAGCACUUCCAUGCGCUGCUCUGGUUCGCCAGAAGCAGCUUAGUCAUGCUGGCCACAUGACCCGGAAGCUGUACGCCGGCUCCCUCGGCCAGUAAAGCGAGAUGAGCGCCGCAACCCCAGAGUCGGCCGCGACUGGACCUAAUGGUCAGGGGUCCCUUUACCUUUACCUUUAAGGAAAAGCGGGACAUUCCAGAAUUAAAUCAGAAACUGUAAAUCUGGGAUUGUCCCUGGAAAAUAGGGACACGUGGAUGGUUUCUCUGCCUACAAUAACACAUUCUGGCAAUUUGCAGUGGUGACACUGAAGCCCAGCAGAGUGCAAUCCUGACAGGCAACCAUAGUGGUACAGAGUUCAAGGCAUAUGGGUCCUCCUGGCAGAGUCCAAGUUCAAGACCUACAGCAUCUUAUCACCUGGCCUCCAAGCAGGUGCUCCACUGAUACAGGACAUUUCCACAUGAGCCACUGUGGGGGGAAAUGGCAAGCACAGCUCUCCCAUAAUGUUUGAUUCAAGCCGUUCUCUAACCCAGACCCUCAACUUCCCCAUUUAUUUAUUUAUUUAUUAAAACAAUUUUUAUUGAAUGAUUUUAUGUUACAAAAAACAAUACAGCCAUACUACCACUAAAUAUAAUUAAGAAAUAAGAAUUACAUACAUCGAUAUUUAGUUUGUUAUUUGUUAUUUACCGUCUUAUUUCCUCCCAAACAUUUCAUACAACAACACACAUAUGUGCAGACACCCACACACCCGCACCCGCACAUAAAAUGAUAAUAAUGAAAGUAAAUAUUUUUCCCCUUUUAUCUUCCAAAAUCUUUUCUUCAACUUUGACUUCCUGUCAAGUCCCUUUGCAUAUAUUUUAUCUUACAUUUGAAUGUACACAAAACAAUAGACCUUUCUAUAUAAUUUUUCUAAUACAUUCUGAAAACAUAAUAAAUCCUUAAUUGUUGUCCACCUCCUUUUAGUUCCUUUAUCACUCGAAUGCUAGCACAGAGUCAAAACUAUUAUUGUAUUUUUGAACAUAUCUUCUAUAACCAUCCCAUUUAACUUCCCCAUUUAUUUUAAGAGAGACUUUAGGGCAGCUCCACCUGUGCGAAAGCGUUUGUGUGAAGUUGUUGCCUCCACCGAAAUCUCGCAAGGAGCCUUUUCUGGGUGGGUGAGUCCCAUGUCUACUGGGGUCUCUGCAGGGUACGUAAGACAUUGCUAGAUGAGUGCACAGAAGCUUAAAGAAAAUAAAUAGGAGAGACUGAAUAUCUGCAAGUUGGUGAAAUCCAAAACGCCCGCCCACACCUUCUUCUUGCUCAAGUGCAAUAAUUCGUAUCAGAUUCAGGGUGGAGUUCGAUGCAAUUUCUCUGCCACAAUUUCAGCUGGAAGAACCAAACGCUGCAUAAAUAAAGGGCCGUUUCUCCCACAUGAGUACAAAGGGAAAUGAUGUAAUCGGAGCAGAACCAUUUGUACCACAAUAGCAGAGGAUCUGUCAGCACUCACUCCUAUAAACUCUUACUUUUCAGGGGUUUACAGCUAAGCUCAAAAAUAUUUGGGCUGGAUUGUAACUUCCUGUGCUGGGCUGCAAGCCUGAAAAGAUUUAUUUUUUGAAUUAAAUCAGAAUCAUUUUUAUGUUUUUUUAAAAAAAUUAAAUUGCUUCCCUUCACAAAGAGAACAACAAACAAAAAUGCUGAAAUUGGAUGCUAGCCAUUCAGUGGGGGGUGGAGGGUGGGAUGAUGGAGGACCCCUUGCCUGCUGUAGAUUUGAAACAAAAUGCUUGAAUGCAUGUCUUAUACUUUCAAACAUAUCGGGGUGAAAUCACAAUAUGCAUAUUCCUGCUAAGUGAUGAUGGAUUACAGGACUUUGUUGAAAUGUCCUGGGCUCUUGUCUCAUAUCCGUAGGCUUCCUGGGACAUAGUGCGUGGCCUUGUGUUGAGUCAGAAGUACAGUACAGUGGUACCUUGGUUCUCAAACACCUUGGCUGAAAUAUACUCGGAGUCGAGAGUUGAUUUCAUGCUCUUUAUUCAGCUCAUAGUGGUGAGGAGGAAUGGAAGUUCCCCCAGAAUGUCUGCUUUAAAUACAUUAUUUACACAAUGGGCCCCACGUGAUUGGCUAAUUCCGGGAUUCACCUGUAGGCCAAUCAGGUUGCGGAUUCACUUCCACCUGGAGCUGGAUUGGGUGGCUCCUGUGGACCGAUCAGACUGCUGCAUUUUGGAUCCUAUUCAACUCAGCGCAUAACAUUGGUACUCGAACAACUUGGAACCCAAACGCUACAAACCUGCAAGUAAAUGUUCCAGUUUAUGAACUUUUUUUGGAAGCCGUGCGUGCUCUGUUUUGAGUGCCACGCUUCCAUUUUGAGUGCCACACUUCCGUUUUGAGUGUUGCACUGAGGUCUGUCUCUUUUUGCUAUUUAUUUUGCGUUUAUGUUUUUGAGGCUCUUUUUGUUUUUGUGACUGUAUGGAACCCAGUUCAGCUACUGAUUGAUUGGUUGUGUGACUGCAGUACAUUGUUGAUUGCUUUCAUUUUAUCGAUCAGUGGUCUCGUUAGAUAGUAAAAUUCAUGUUAAAUUGCUGUUUUAGGGGUUGUUUUUAAAAGUCUGCAGCAGAUUAAUCCGUUUUGCAUUACUUUCUAUGGGAAAGCACGCCUUGGUUUGGAAUGCUUUGGUUUUGGAAUGGACUUCCAGAAGUUUGAGAACCAAGGUACCACUGUACAUCUUGUUCAGCAUUGUCUCCUCUAACCAGCAGCUAUUCUUCAGGAUUUCAGACACAGAAUCUUGCCCAGAUCUGCUUGGAGAUGCCGAUGUUUGAAACUGGGACAUUCUGUCUAACACUGAGCUAUAGGUCUUUCCUUACAUCUUUAAACUCACAUUCCUGCCAGCACAUAUGAGUUAACAUGUAUGUAUGUAUACAUAUUCCACCCGUCCUCCCAAAAAAGCCUAGGGCAGCAAAACCCAUCUGUGAUUUUAAAAAUGCAAUUACGGAAAUAAGAAACGCAAUUAAACAAUUUAAAACCCAUUAAAGACACCUGAAAACAAUUAGAAUCAAGCGUUUAAAGCAAAUUUUAAAAAGAGGUGUCACCAAAUCACGUGUCUGGACAGGUCCCCAAAACAUAAAGGUUUUCAGCAGGUGGCUAAUAGAGUUAAGUGAUGGCAGGGAGUUCCAAAGGUAAAGGAAUGCCACAGUAAAGGAAUAUUUCCUUACAAAUGUGGAAAACAAUGUGUAGAAGUGCAAGUUCCGCAGAUCCGAUUGGCACGAAUGGGGCAAGGCGGUCCCUUAAGCAAAUUGGUCUGGUAUAUGCAUCAUUGUAUGCAAUUUUGCAUAAUAUAAUGCCUUUAUGUACGCUGCCUUCACUAAUAUAAGAAUUAUUGUGCACACUUUUCCCCAAUGCACACUUUUCCUGCAUCCAUUUAUUUGGUUAAAGGUAAAGGGACCCCUGACCAUUAGGUCCAGUCGUGACCGACUCUGGGGUUGCGGCGCUCAUCUCGCUUUAUUGGCCGAGGGAGCCGGCGUACAGCUUCUGGGUCAUGUGGCCAGCAUGACUAAGCCGCUUCUGGCAGCACAUGGAAACGCCGUUUACCUUCCCGCUGGAGCGGUACCUAUUUAUCUACUUGCACUUUGACGUGCUUUUGAACUGCUAGGUUGGCAGGAGCAGGGACUGAGCAACGGGAGCUCACCCCGUCGCGGGGAUUCGAACCUCCGACCUUCUGAUCGGCAAGCCCUAGACUCUGUGGUUUAACCCACAGCGCCACCCGUGUCCCAUUUAUUUGGUUAGAAGAGUGCAAAUUUCAAGGGAUAGCUGCGAUUCAGUUUGCGCACUGGUUCAGCGUGUGCAGAUUUGAUGCAAUUCCUCCCCAUCCCUGAUCAGAGACGAUGGGAGGUGAUGCCUCUGAGUUUCUAAAGCCACAGAAAUACUCCGGGCCUCUUUCCAGCCCCUGUUGGAAACUGUCCCUGGAAACCGAGCUUGGAGUAGUUAGUCGUGUCCUCCUGCUCGGAGAACGAAAGAGCCAAACGUGAUAUCACUUAUAUAAUGCGAACAGCCCUUCAUCAUUUAUUUAGCAUAUAAAUAAAUAAAGCACAAGGAAAUGGCAGAAGCCGCGAUGAGUCUGGCGGAUUAAACGCGGGCCACCAGACAGUUUCCUUCUUCUUUUUUUGCAGCUUUUCUGACCUGGCUGUUACGACACUUAAGCAUCCAGAUUUGGUGGCUGAAAGGACCUUUCACCACCUUCAGCUGAUCUGUCAGGUGCAAUCCUCCCUGGACUGGAAAAUCCUGGCCACAGGUUAUCGAUGCACUCAGGGGUGCCAUCUCACCCUCAGGAUUGUGGGUGCCCAGCGCUGCUACAUGGAUGCGUAAUGUGACAUGCACAUGCCUGAUGUGUGACAUCAAACGCAAUAUGUCCCCUUUUCCCUAGGGAGGGGCGCGGACUUGGAAGCAGAGAGACUGCCUCCAUGUACGAGCUCCACCCCCCAGAAAAUGGUGCCUCGCUGGCUGGCUGCGGAGGGCGGUGCUGAAUUGCUUCUCUCUCGGGGGCAAUGCUUUUUUCAUUGACUUUGUGGGUGCCCAGCCCCCACAUUUACCGUAUUUUUCGCUCCAUAAGACGCACUUUUUUCCUCCUAAAAAGUCAGGGGAAAUGUCUGUGCGUCUUAUGGAGUGAAUGUGUGGUCAAUCGCUGGCUCCCUUUCUGGCCCUGCCCCCUUGCCCAGGACUCCAUUGUUGAAUGUUCUGCAAGUGACUGGCUGAUUAGAUUACCUGUCUGGAAACUGUAGAAACGGUUCCCUUCCUUUCCUAAAGAAGCUGCAGAACUGUGAGUUGAACCCCAUUUAAUACAGGAUUUUUUCCCUUUGCAAUAAAAGCUCAACAACUUUGAACUGAUGCUCAAAAAAGGGUCUUUUCCCCUUUGCAAAAGAAGCUGCACAACUUUGAGCUGAUCCUCAAAAAACCGGGGCUUUCCCCCUUUCCCCCUCUAAAAACUAUGUGCGUCUUAUGGUCGGGUGCGUCUUAUGGAGCGAAAAAUACGGUAUAUCAUUGUGGGUGCCCAAGCACCCACAACCCCUUGGAUUUGGCUCCUAUGUAUGCACACAAGCCUGGAGACUUGAUUACUAUAACAUACUCACAAGAACAGGCUGUUGGCGACAUAAGCCGGUGAGGCGUAAUGGUUAGAGCGUUGGACCCGGACCUGGGAGACAGGGGUUCGAAUCCUCACCUGGGCAUGAAGCUCACUGGCUGACUUUGGGCCAGUUGCUCCAUCUCAGCCUAACCCAGUGGUGUCGCAAGGGGGGGGGGGCGGUGUGCCCCAGGUGCCAUGUCUGGGGGGUGACAAGAAGGCACCCCGCGGGGUGCUCACCCCGCUGCUCCCGGGCGCAGCAGCCAGGCCCAGACAGAAGGGUGGGGGGCCAUAUGGGCCACUUGGCCCGGGCCUCCGAUUCCAAAGGGGGCCUCGGUCAGCAAAUUUAUAUUUUCCAUCAUGUCUCUAUAUGCAGAUACGGUUCAAGCCUUGAAAUAAAAUUAUUUGUCAGCAUAAAUGUUGUGAAAAUUAUUUAUAUACAGUGGUACCUCGGGUUAAGUACUUAAUUUGUUCUGGAGGUCUGUUCUUAACCUGAAACUGUUCUUAACCUGAAGCACCACUUUAGCUAAUGGGGCCUCCUGCUGCCGCCGCACCGCCGAAGCACAAUUUCUGUUCUCAUCCUGAAGCAAAGUUCUUAACCCGAAGUACUAUUUCUGAGUUAGCGGAGUCUGUAACCUGAAGCGUAUGUAACCUAAGGUACCGCUGUACUUACUUAUUUAUAAGGCUUCAGUUAUCCCCAGGCUAAAAAAAAAGGGGGGGCACAUUAUCUACCUGGCCCGGGCCUUUGCCUGGCCCUGCAAGGCCCUGGUGGUGGCGCAAGCAGCCAUCGUGCCACUGCAAGCCGCGAGCGGAGGAUCCUGCCACCGUCCGUACAGCACUCAGGCGGCACCAGCGGCAAACCGCUAUGUACAACGCAUGUGCGGUGUCACACGCCUGCACUGUACAUAGCGAUGCCGCACAUGUGCUGUCCAUAGCAGUUUGCCACCGCUGGCGCCCGAGCGCCGUACGGACGGCAGUGGGAUCCCUCCAUCGCCACUACAGCCGCAAGCGGAGGAUCCCUCUGCUGCUGCGAGCAGAAGAUCCCGCCACUGUCCGUAUGGUGCUUGGGCGCGCCAACGGCAAACCUCUAUGUACAACACAUGCACGGUGUCGCACGCAUGUGCUGUACGUAGCAACGCCGCACAUGUGCCCUAUGUAGCGACACCACGCAUGUGUCAUACGUAGAGACGCCCCACGUGCAUCAUACGUAGCAGCGCAACGCAUGCGCAGCCGGCGGUUUGCCCCGCCCCGGGUGUUAGUUAGCCUUCGUUCGCCCCUGGCCUAACCUACCUCGCAGUGUUGUUGUGAGAAUAAAACAGAGCCUUGUGCUUCUUGGAAGAAAAGGCGGGGCACAGAUGCAAUGCAUACAAAUAAACAAAUAGUUUUCCCCUUGCUAAGAAAGCUUCACUGGCUGAAGAUCUGCUACCAGGCCAGGUUCAAAAUUAUUCCGCAAAGUCCUGAAUGACUUGGGCUCAAAGUACCUUAAGGACCAUGUGGCUCCUCAGUCACGGAGAUCUUCUGAUGGAUUGCUUCUGGUGGCUCCCUCAUGCCCCAUAGGAGUGGGUGGCCUUUACCAGCAACCAAGCUUUUAAUAUGGUGGCCCCUGCCCUGUGGAACUCCUUGCCAAUAGAAGUCAGUGGGACUCUUCCCUGCUUUUGUUUAGACACCUUUUUCAAACUUGUACUUUUUAGACAAAACCUUUGGAACGUGGUUUAUUCCCCCCCCCAUAGAAUUUAUUAAAGUUUGAAAGAAAAUAUACAAACGUUAAUAUUAAAUACCCAAUAUCGUUUUGUCAUAAGAAACCAAUAUAAACAAAAAUACAAACCCAAGGGGGGCGGAGAGAGAAAAGAGUAAAAGAGAGCGAGAAAACUUCUGAUUCUUUGACUGUCAGCCAUAUACAGACCAAUAUAUAAACCAAUAUUUUCUUCAGUCCUCAAACCCAGAUAUCAUAAGUUCAUUUUCUUUUUCACACAAAAAAGUCUAUAAGGGAUUUCCGAUCUUUAGUAAAUAUUAACAUUGAUUCCCCCCGCUUAAAGAUGUCAGCUUUGCCAUCCCAGCUAAGUCCAAUAAUUUUAACAUCCAUUCCUCCACGGUAGAUAAUGAUGAAUCUUUGGAAAUUGUUUAUUGACCUGUGACCAACGUUUUUGCUGAUGUUAUUAUUGCAAUAUUGUGCUUCAUGUUGAAUAUCGCCUUGUUAUAUUUCCCAUGGAAGCGCCAAUAAUAUUUAAAUAAAGAACACAAAGAAUCAGGGACAGCCAAUCGUUCCACGUACUUGGGCGAUCUCUCCCUUCCUCCUUCCUCUCUGAUCUGCACCUCCUUCCUCCUCCGCCUUUUGAUCUGAUAUUCCAAAGUCUGCCCUCCUCCUUGAAGUAUAAUAACACUCUUCCAUCCAUGGUACUCACAUUCAUGCUUUUUUAAAAAAAACAUUUUCACCAAUUAAUUUUUAUUACUUCUCCAAAUUUUUAACGGAUUAACAACAAAUUGCCAUAAUUCAAAUUUAACACAAAUUUAAAAAUUGACUUUCCACCCCCACUUCAAGCUGCUUCUUUCCCCUCCCUCCUUUGCUGCUCACAAUAAAAUGUUUUAUACGAUUCAUACUGUGAUCAAACAGCUUCUUAGAACAACUGGGUGGAGCUGGUGUUAAUCUUUUAUCGCUGAGGCAGCUAUUGAGGCAGUUCGUAUGUUUCUCGUCUUUGUAUCUCCUGCGGCUAAAUGUAGGAGCCAGCUGAACAGAAAGUCAUUGCAUUUGAAGUGAUCUGGAAGUUUGGCUCAAGGCAGGAAUAGGCAAAACUGCAGCCGUCCAGAUGUUGUUGGACUCCUCUGCGCAAGCCAGCAUCCGGGAUGAUGUCAGGUCAGGGAUGAUGGGAGUUGGAGUCCGGCAACAUCUGCCAGCCACUUGGUCCUCGUGUCUAAUCUGUGAUGACUCAUUCCCAUAUGCAGUGGUGUCCAGGAGGGCCAGAUUUGAUGAAGUGAAGGGCCAUGAGGGCCGACCAAAGUUGUUAACCUUUUUUUAGGAUUGAAGUUGAUGAGCUUUUUUUUAAAGGAUUUUACUCCAGGAAAUAUACUGCCACAGGGGCCAGAUUAAAUCGACUGUCGGGCCGGAUUAGGCCCCCGAAAUGGACUUUGGACAUGCCCGUCAUAUGGAGUACAUCACUUGAUGCUUCUGUCAUCAAGUGACAACCAGCUGUGCCAUUUGGACUGGUGUUAUGCUCUAUUUGCAUGUCAAGGCCCCAAGCCCCUGCUAUUUGAUGAAUAAUAAAACACACGGACACCAGUAUUUUGGGUUAAUGGGAUAAUUAAGGCCACAGCGUUAUUGGUAACAGAAUGUGAGUGGUGUUGGCUUAGGCACUGGAAUUGAACCGACUAUAUCUGACUCCUGCCCACCAUGCAAGUACCGUAUUUUUUGCUUUAUAAGACUCACCUUUUCCCUCCUAAAAAGUAACGGGAAAUGUGUGUGCGUCUUAUGGAGCAAAUGCAGGCUGCGCAGCUCUCCCAGAAGCCAGAACAGCAAGAGGGAUUGCUGCUUUCACUGCGUAGUGGACCGGCCCCCUGCUGAAAAAGUUUGCCGACCCCUAGGAUAUAGGCUAUCCUAUACCCACUUACAUGUCAUUACGCCACAUUGAAAUCAAUGGAAUUUUACAACUAUGUUAAUCAGAUAUUAUUUAUCAGAUCAAAUAAGGUACUCCAGAUAUCACUGGCCCUACUUUGUUCUAAACCAAAGACAGGAGACCAGAUGGUUGCUGGAAUACAGCUUCCAUUAACCCCGCCCACUGACUGGGGUUGAUGAAAGCUGGAGUCCCAACAUUUUCAGGACUGGGUUUCCCAUCCCUGAUUCAGAAUAAGCUUUAGCUAUGGUAAACCCCAGGCCAAUGGAAGUUUUGUGGGAAAUAAUAAUUGGCCAAGAACUCAAACAAGGGAUAAUGAAUCAGAUUCGUUAGUGGCCUUGUUCUUUGUGAGCAUUAAUGCGCAAUUAAUCAAUAUUCCGCUUCCACUCAUGCUAGUUGCAAUGCUUGGGGGCUGGUUUUUUGUUUGUUUGUUUUGAUAUAAUCGUAUACAAUUAAUGAAGCGCUUUUUUUCCUCCAAGUGAAAUCUGAAUUUAAUUGUAAGGCUUUAUUGGGAACGAUACAAUGAAGUAUUCAUUAAUUCAAAGAGUCUUUUUUCAUUUACAUGUGCGGGGAUCCUGAUUUUUCUUUCUAGGCAUUGCUAAAAUAAUAUUUGCUACAGACUGUAAAAUGCUACAUAUUUCUAUAGGGAACUGGCUCUCCCUUAGGGCGACAUUCCUGCAAAGCACAUAAUUUAUGCUGAAAACUGUGGUAGGAUUUGGCAGCUUACAGCUGUAGGCAGGAUGGCAGCCUAGGUCUUUAACAAAUGCUGUUUGAUGUCUUUCAUUUAAAUGGUAAAUCACACAGUGCGGCAUUCAGUUUAAGCUUGUACAAAGGAGCGUGGGAUGCAGAACGGAUCAUAAUACGUGUGAAAUAUUCCCCCCUUUCUGCCUUAAAUUGUUUUGUAAUUCUGGAUCGUGAGCAUGUUGACCUUCAGGAAAAUGCACACUUUGCUGAAUGCACAGAAAAGCUGUCUACCGUAUUUUUCGCUCUAUAGGAUGCACUUUUUCGCCUCCAAAAAUUAAGGGGAAAUGUGUGUGCGUCCUAUAGAGCGAAUGCAGGCUGCACGGCUAAGCCCAAAGCCAGAACAGGGAGACAGAGCGCUGCGCAGCGCAGCGCUCCGUCUCGCUGUUCUAGCUUUGGGUUAGCUGUGCAAAGCCUCCGCAGGGCAGCGGGGUGCCUUCAUCCCGCUGCCCUGCAGAGGCUUCACGGGCUGCCCCAGAAGCCAGCUUGGGGAUGGCUGCGCAAAGCCUCUGCAGGGCAGCGGGGUGCCUUUACCCCGCUGCUCUGCGGAGGCUUCAAAGGCUGCGCUCCGGGGGCUUCAGGCAGCUAUCCACAAGCCUUUGGAGCGCAGCAGGAGUUCCCGCUGCGCUCUGAAGGCUUGCGGAUAGCUGCCUGAAGCCUGGAGUGUGAGAGGGAUUGGUGCACACCGACCCCUCUUGCUCUCCAGGCUUUGCUUCGCUGGAGAGGCGUUGCACAGUUUUCCUUCUCUGCGUAGCGCCCCUUCAGCGAAGCGGGAGGAGAAAUGGAAGGGGCUCCGUUUCUCCUACUGCUUCGCUGAAAGGGUGCUGAGCAGAGAGGGGGAGAAUUUCCCCCCCCGUUCUCCCCCUCCUAUGGUCCGGUGCGUCCUAUAGAGCGAAAAAUACGGUAUGUGCUGCAGCUGAGUUGCAGAACACAUGACUUGCAUGCAAAUGGUGGCAGGAUCAGUUCCUGGUACCUCUGUGUAGAACUGAGAAAGUCUCUGCUCUACAACCUUGAGACAGCCAGUGUAGAUCAGAGGUGGCUAACCUGUGAUGCUCCAGAGCUUGCUAGACUACUUAGGAGGCUGCCUUGUACCAAGUCAGUCCAUGGGUCCAUCUACUUCAGUGUUGUCUACACUGGCUGGCAGCAGCUCUCUGGGGUUUCAGGCGGCGACUCUUUCCCAGCCCUUCCUGGAGAGGCCAAAGGGAUUGAACCUGGGACCUUCUGCAUGCAAUCAGAUGCUCGGCCACUAACCUGCGGACCAUCCCUGUACACCAUAGCUGUCAACUUACAGAUUUGAAAAUAAGGGACCAGCAGCCUUGAAAAUAAGGGAUCAGCAGCCAAAUUAAGGGAUUUCCUUUUCCUACACCAUGUGCCCCCGCUCCAGACAGACCUUUUCCCCAGCAAGGGUGAGUGGGCCGUCGAUGACGUAUCCGUCCAAUUCCGAGCACAGGUAUGUUCAGCUUCUGAGCCCCUCCGAGCCAAAGGCAGAAAGCCCAGCCAGGAGCCAAACAAAGCUUCAAGUGGUGGUUCCCACAGCGCAGCAACCCGGCAAAGGGGAUGCAGCAAGGAAAACCACCGUCACCUCUCCGCUGGGAAGCGCUGAGCAAAGGUGAGUCCCCAGGCAACACGGCCGAUUUGAUCGGCACAAGGCAUGCAAGCUCCACCCCCCAGUCGUUCUUAGACUCCUUAUUGGGUGAGCAAUGCAGCCAAGCAACACAGUUGGAGCCUCCCUCCUCCCUGGCCGGCAGGGAGGGAAGGAGAGAGAGGAGCUGCUUCCUUUGAAACCCGGGAAAUUUAUGGGAUAUCAUCAAUCCGGGACAGCAGCGGGACACGGCACUGGGAUAAGGGAGUUUCCCGCCAAAUAAGGGACGAUUGACAGCUAUGCUGUACACUACAAAUCCCAUCAUCCCUGUCUACUGAUCAGGCUAGCUGGGGGGCUGUUGGGAGUUGGAAUCCAACAGCAUUUGGAGGACCACAGAUGAACCACCUCAGCUGCAGACAAUACUGAGCUAGAGAAAUAUGUGGUCUGAUUCAAUGCAAGGCAGCUGCCCAGAUGUCAGAGACCAGGCUGAGGAGUACUGUUCUGAUGAGGAAUGGUGGGAACCUCACCCUUGCUCUACUCCUGACCAGGAUCCUGAAGCUGCCCAGCAGCAGUUGAGCAGUAUAGAUUUGGAACAGCGGUUUGCAGAGGGGCAUAGUUCUGAAGACAAAAGUUGGGACGAACUGGGGGUGGGGGAAUGAACAGCAAAGUGAAGAAGAACUGGAAGGGAGAGAGCUAACAGACACUCUCUCUUGCUGGAAAGUGUCCAGCCUAUCAGUCCGAGGUCACGGAGAGCAAAUUAGGUGGCUAGCACGGUGGUUGCGAGAUCAGGUUGCAAGGCACGGAAGUGACUAGGGGGGAAGUGGGUGGAAACCUUAAUUGGGGACACCAUCAUUCCGAGAGUGGCUGCUUUGUUCUUUUGCUGUGAUAACUAAAGACUCUUUAAAUGGUAAGCGACUCUUUUCGCUUUGUCCUGCUUAUCUAUGGCCAAGGGGGGGGGGAGGAAGCCGAGUCCCCGAAGGCUGACACUUGUUGUUGUUGUUUAGUCGUUUAGUCGUGUCCGACUCUUUGUGACCCCAUGGACCAGAGCAUGCCAGGCACUUCUGUCUUCCACUACCUCCCACAGUUUGGUCAAACUCAUGCUGGUAGCUUCGAGAACACUGUCCAACCAUCUCGUCCUCUGUCGUCCCCUUCUCCUUGUGCCCUCCAUCUUUCCCAACAUCAGGGAGGCUUAUCUUCUCAUGAGGUGGCCAAAGUACUGGAGCCUCAGCUUCAGGAUCUGUCCUUCCAGUGAGCACUCAGGGCUGAUUUCCUUCAGAAUGGAUAGGUUUGAUCUUCUUGCAGUCCAUGGGACUCUCGAGUCUCCUCCAGCACCAUAAUUCAAAAGCAUCAAUUCUUCAGCGAUCAUCCAGCCUGACACUAUAUGAAACAAAUUGAAACUGAGCAAGGUUUCUACUGGGCAUGUGCGUGCUACAGGCCAGCAUUACAAUUACAGUGGUACCUCGGGUUACAUAUGCUUCAGGUUACAUAUGCUUCAGGUUACAGACGCUUCAGGUUACAGACACUUCAGGUUACAGAUUCCGCUAACCCAGAAAUAGUACCUCGGGUUAAGAACUUUGCUUCAGGAUGAGAACAGAAAUUGCGUGGUGGUGGCACGGCAGCAGCAGGAGGCCCAAUUGCUAAAGUGGCGCUUCAGGUUAAGAACAGUUUCAGGUUAAGAACGGACCUCCGGAACGAAUUAAGUACGUAACCAGAUGUACCACUGUAUAUUUAUAAAUAAAUAAAUAAAGACAUUCUUAUUUAACCUUGCCUUUUAUCUAUUAGGAAAAUGCCCGCCUUCAUUCCCAGUACAUUUCCGAGCUCAAUUCAAAGUGUUGUUGCUGACCUUUAAAGCCCUAAACGGCCUCGGCCCGGUAUACCUGAAGGAGCAUCUCCACCCUGAUCGUUCUGCCCAGGCACUGAGGUCCUCUUCCAAUGGUCUUCUGGCGGUUCCCUCACUGCGAGAUGUGAGGUUACAGGGAACCAGGCAGAUAGACUUCUCGGUGGUGGCGCCCGCCCUGUGGACAUCCCAUCAGAUGUCAAAGGAAUAAACAACUAUCUGGCGUUUAGAAGACAUCUGAAGGCAGCCCUGUUUAGGGAAGUUUUUAAUGACUGAUGUUUUAAUAUAUAUUUAAUCUUUUGUUAAAGGGGAAACCCAGCCAGAUGGGCGGGGUAUAAAUAAUAAAUUAUUAUUAUUUCAUUGAUUUAAGUUUCUGUCCCGCCCCUUCCUCCGGGAAUCACUGGGCGGUUUACAAUCGCUGUUUUUCAAACUGUUGGAAGGUUGCAGUGCCUGCUGUGGCAAUGUAAAAACUCAGCCAUAUUCUGGGAUGUGACAGAUAGAUAGAUAGAUAGAUAGAUAGACAGACACAAUUGUGCAUUUGAGUUACUGCAUGUCAGGGAUUCUAAAAUCCCUGCUUCUCUCAACUAUGUGAAGUUAGGCAUGAGCGGGGAAACCUUUUUUUGUCGUUUCUACUGCUAAACAGUUGGGAGUAAAAAGAAGAAACAAACAAAUUAUUGCCCAUUCCUACAAAUCAUCCAGAGAUGUACCAGUAGACCCCUCCAUGCAUUCUGCCUACCUCCACUCUAGAGAGAUGUCACGCAUUCCCUGUGAUCUUAUGUGAUUAAUAGCCUCGUAAGCUUUGCCCAGCACUGUGUCCUGGGUUACCUCAAUCCUUUAGAAAGAGGAGGCAUGGAAAACUUAACACCAGCCUCCCCAUUUUUGCCAAACGGGUGAAUUUGGUUUCCAUGGCAGCAGAGACAGGCAGAUUUUGACUUUAAGGGCAUUGACAGAUGAAAGCAUUCCGCUUCAGCAGACAAGGCUCCCCAAGUCUUGAGAGCGACACAUUCAAUUCCUUUCAGUCCUGUCAUGGCUAAAAUGGCUGCUGUUUCUUUAAUGUGAAUAAAGCUGGGUCAGCAUGACUCAGCGGCUUGCAGCAAGUUGUAUAUAUAAGUGAGAAAUGUUAGUUUGUUGCCGAGGCUGAGGCUGGUGUUUGGGUUGGUUGGUUGGUGCUGGUGUGUAUAGUUACUCAGUCGUGUUUUGCGCAAAGACUUUUAAGAAUAAAACUCUGCAAGGAUAUUCUCGUGGACUCUUUUUGUGCCGACAAGGAGACUGAGGAGACAAAGGGAGGUCAGAACCCUUUCCUUCUUUUUUGCUUUUUACAAACACUGACCGGUUAUGGGCCCAGUGUUUCUGAGCAUGUGCAGAGUGCAGAACGACUGACAGCAUCUCAGCAGGGAGCUGGUGAGUCCUGGUGGUGCCUGGAGCCAGUGGCUGUGCGUUGGAGCAGUUGGUGGCAAGCUGUAACUGUCUGCAGCGAUGCUGGAGCGGCUAGGAUCUGAGGAUCAAGAAAGCACUCAGCGUCGGCUACUGGAACAGUUUGAACUGCUGGAGGACCACAGUAGGUGACUCACAGAGCGGCUACACCAGUUGCAGAGCCAGGCGGGACCUGAGGGUCAACAGAGGCAGCUGCUAGAAGCCGGUGAGUGCCAGCCAGGACCAUCCAGUGGGACUCUAAAGAGAGAGUCAGGAGAGAUUGCUGGAGGCCCUACAGAAGGGGCUCAGCAAGCACCAGCAGAGAUGGCAGAUUUCCAGUCUUCCCAAGUUGUAAAUAUUGGGGGAGGCAUCCCUUUUGAACUUCUCUCAGAAAGCAACUGGCUGAGUUGGUCAAUUAAAAUGCAGCAGUUGUUAAGGAGAGAUGGACUAUGGGACUGUGUUGAAACUGAGGUUUUGAGGACUGAGAAAAAACGGCUAGAUGAAAGGGCUCGUGCCCAAAUUAUGCUGUGUUUGAGCAACUCUCAGUUAUUGCAUGUAGCAAAUGCCAGCACAGCGUUUGAGUGCUGGAAUUUAUUAAGGGCAAUGCAUGUCAGAGAAACUGCUGGAAUUAUAAUUUCUCUGACCAGAAGGCUGUUCAGGACUGUUAUGAAAGAAGGUGAGAGUUUGGCAACUCAUCUUCAAAUGCUGAAAUCUCUGUUUCUUCAACUACAGCAGAGAGGUAAGCGUUAUGAUGAGACUGACCAAACCUACAUUAUCCUUUCAAGUUUGCCUGAAAGCUGGUUGCCCGUGAUUAACAGCAUGGAGAGUGUGCGUCCCCGAGAUCUGACCCUUGAGUAUGUGGUUGGAAGAUUGACCGAAGAAGCAGAAAGAAGGUCAGAUAGACAGGCUGAACUCCAAGAGCGGAGGAGUUACAGCCGAGAGGGCCAGCAGCAGAAUCUGCCAAUGGAGCAACGCCAAGGUUUGGACCUGGCCAUGGCAGUGAGGAGAUGCUAUAGAUGCAACCAACCCGGGCACCUCCAACGUCAAUGCAGGGCAAGACUUCCAGGAGACGACGUGGAGCAGAGACAGCAAUCGACGCAGAAACGUAAGCAGAAGGGGUUCUCUUCAGAGAAGAAGAACACGCGUUCUGCUCAGUUUGUGUCUGCAUUUUCUCGAGAGGAGAGGAAGAUACCUCGAGGAACAUGGUUGCUAGAUUCUGGGAGCAGCAGGAUUAUCUGCAACCGUCGGGAGGACUUUAAGACCCUGGGGAAGCCAGCUGAUGGAAAAGACUCAAUCUAUCUUGCUGAUGGUCGUAGAAGCAAGAUUGAUGGCCAGGGAACAUGUUUCCUGCAGUGCUUGAACACUACUCUACCAGAGACUCUGUUUGUCAGCAGUUUGGACUAUUGUUUACUGUCUGUAAGCUGUUUGAUUAAUGCAGGGUAUAGUGUUAAGUUCACGCAGGAUGGCUGUCUGAUAAAGAAUGGAACUCAGGUAUGUGGCCAUGCAAAGUUGGAAAAUGGGUUAUAUGUAAUGCAGGACAAGCCUGUUAAAGCAGCCCAGGUGGUUCAGGAUAAUUUGCCAGUUCAUAAGGGGUGUGUACAUGAGCUGCACAGAAAACUGGGUCACGCCAAUUUCCGUGUGCUUUCAGAGAUGCAAAAGGUGUGCAAGAACCUAAAAGUAAAUAGCUGUAACUGUUUCCUAGAUUGCAAUGUAUGUAAAAUGGCCAAAUCUAAGAGGAAGCCUGUGGCUUCUAAAAGUGACAGAGUAUCUAAAGAGGUUUUAGAACUUGUCCAUUGUGAUGUGAUAGGCCCUUUCCCACAGAAGACUGAAGGGGGCGCCAGAUAUGCUUUUCUGGUAAUUGAUGAUAAAUCACGUUUUAGUUGGUUGUUUUUGUUAAAGCAGAAAUCUGAGUGUUUCCCCACAUUCAGAGAAUGGGUUGCCCAAGCUGAAAAGCUCUUCGCUCGCCCUGUUGUGCAGUUGCAAACAGAUAGGGGCGGAGAAUUUCUGAACAAACAAUUUGGGGCAUGGUUGCGACGUAAGGGGAUCACUCAUCGCUUGGCUAACCCUUAUAGCCCUGCUGAAAAUGGUCUGUGUGAAAGACGUGGGGCUGUAAUACAGUCAGUAAAGGACUGCCUGCUAGUGGAUGCAGGAUUGGGUCACAACCAUAGGCUGUGGGGUGAGGCUUUUCUGACAGCGAACUUUUUGAUUAAUAGAACCUGGUCUAGCUCUAUAAAAGAUAUUCCAUAUCGUGUGUUGUUUGGGAAAGAACCAGAGUGGACAAUGCUCCAUAACUGGGGUGCUUGGGCACAUGUAAAUAUCCCCAAAGCUCAGCGCCAGAAAGGGGGCGCUAGAGCGCAGAAACUGUGGUUUGUGGGAUAUCAGUCCUAUGGCAAAGGGUGGCGUUUCAAUUUACGCCCAGGACGCGUGGUUCUGUCACGAAGUGCAGACUUUGCUGACCAGGACAGAUGGACUGCGAUCCAUGCCAACCCAGAUUGCCUACUGCCCCUGCAAGUAAGAGAAGAGGCUUCUUCUCAGCCAUUGGCAACACAGGAGCAGGAUGAGGAGGAGGCACAGAUUUCCCCCAAAGAUGUGGCAAUAGAUAAUACUUCUUCUUUAGAGGAAGAGGAAGAAGAGCCAGAGAUAAGGGGGGAAGAAGAAGUAGUUGUGCCUAGACGCUCCCAGCGUUCAAACAAGGGUGUACCUCUUCAGCGUUUGACCCUAGGAGGAGUGAGAGUAUGCAAUGUGAGUUGUGUGGAACCACAAAGUUAUAAUGAACUCUUAAACUUACUCCCUGGAGAACGUGCUUUGUGGGAACAAGCUAUGAAAGAAGAAAUGGACUCUUUUAAACGUAACAAAGUGUUUGAGGUUAUAAUGCCGCCACCUGGUGGCAGAGUGGUGUCAUGCAAGUGGGUUUACAAAAGGAAAACCCUUGCAUCUGGGGAACCACGUUUUCGAGCCAGAUUAGUAGCCAGAGGGUUCACUCAGAUUAAAGGGGAGAGUUAUGAUGAAGUGUUUUCUCCCACUGUAAAGAGUGAAACUUUUCGUUUAAUGCUUUCCAUUGCUGCUGUAAGACAACUAGCAGUGCACCAUUUUGAUGUUGAUGCUGCAUAUCUGCAUGCAAAUUUAGACCAUGAAGUGUUAAUGAGACAACCCCCUGGGUUUGAAGAGGAGAAUGGUGCAGUCUGGCGUUUGAAAAAGGCUGUUUACGGUCUCAAACAAAGUGGAAGGUGUUGGAACCAGUGUUUAAAUGAAGCCCUUGUAAAACUUGGUUUUAAAAGGAGUGUGGCUGAUCCAUGCCUGUACACCAAGGGGACAGGCAACAAAUAUCUAAUGCUCUUAGUCUUUGUUGAUGAUUUGCUUGUGGCAGGGAGUUCCACAGAUGAGAUCCAGAAGCUCACAAGUCAACUGGAAAAGAGGUUUAAGCUUAAAGCCUUAGGGCCUGUAAGCAAUUACUUGGGAGUAGAAGUAAGGCAGGAAGCAGAUGGAAGCUUCCUAUUGAGCCAGAAAGAGAAAAUUCUUCAUUUGAUAGAGCAGUUUGGCAUGGAAAACUGCAAGCCAGUUCAGACUCCCAUGACACCAGAUUUCCCAAAGACAGUGUGUGAUGAUGAAUUUGAUCAGCCUGAGUUGUAUCACUCAAAAAUAGGAUCACUGUUGUAUUUAAGCCAGUGGUCAAGGCCAGACAUUGCAUGUGCUACAAAUGUUCUGAGUCAACGUGUAUCUAAACCCAGUACUGCCGAUUGGUGUGCUUUGAAAAGGCUUAUCAGAUAUCUAAAGGGGACAUUAAAUGUAUGUUUGAAGAUAUCUAGUACACAAGAUGAAAAACUAGAAGUGUUUGUUGAUGCGGACUGGGGAAGCUGUGUAGCUACCAGAAAAUCUACAAGUGGAAUGGUUAUGAUGUUUGCCAAUUCCAUAAUUGGAUGGAGGUCAAAGAAACAAGGAUUUGUUGCGACCUCAUCCUGUGAGGCAGAAUAUGGGAGCCUGUCACUAGCAUGCAAUGAAAUCAUGUGGUUUAUACAGAUACUAAAAGAUCUAGAUUGUAAAGUAGAUUUGCCUAUCCAAGUGUAUGAAGAUAGCCAAUCAUGCAUUGCAUUAGCGGGCUCGGAAAUAAUGAAAUCUGCAUCAAAACAUAUCGCUAUCCGUCAUGCGAAUGUGAGAGAUUGUGUACAGAAUGGGGUGAUCAAACUGGAGUAUUGUCAGUCACAAGACAAUAUUGCUGAUUUGUUUACCAAGCCUUUGCCAGCAACAUGCCAUAAUGAAUUGAUCACAAAACUGGGUUUAUGUAUAUAGUGUAUGUAUGUAUUGUUUCUGUUGGGGUUUUUCGCAUUUAAGAAACAGAAGGGGUGUCACGGCUAAAAUGGCCGCUGUUUCUUUAAUGUGAAUAAAGCUGGGUCAGCAUGACUCAGUGGCUUGCAGCAAGUUGUAUAUAUAAGUGAGAAAUGUUAGUUUGUUGCUGAGGCUGAGGCUGGUGUUUGGGUUGGUUGGUUGGUUGGUGCUGGUGUGUAUAGUUAUUCAGUCGUGUUUUGCACAAAGACUUUUAAGAAUAAAACUCUGCAAGGAUAUUCUCGUGGACUCUUUUUGUGCCGACAAGGAGACUGAGGAGACAAAGGGAGGUCAGAACCCUUUCCUUCUUUUUUGCUUUUUACAAACACUGACAAGUCCAUGGUUCUCGUGACAUGAAGUGGAUCACCCUUCGUGGUAAUUUCUAGGGAAGACUUGAGCUCUUCCCCGGAAAGUUUUAGUCUGAAUAGGGAGUGCUUAGUUAUAACCACCUGGGAGUAAUUUUGUGACACAGCCUAUUGUCUUAAGUCAGGGACAGCCAACAUGGUGCCCAUGAGACACUGUUGGACUCCAACUCCCAUCAGUUGCAGCUAGCAUGGCAAACUGUGUCUCUCGUGUUUGCAGGGUUAAGAACAAGACUGAAAACUGCCUAAUAACAUUUACCAUGAAUGUUCCAUGCUGUGUGCUAAUUACAGGUAGGUAGCCGUGUUGGUCUGCCGUAGUCGAAACAAAAUUUAAAAAAUCCUUCCAGUAGCACCUUAGAGACCAACUACGUUUGUUAUUGGUAUGAGCUUUUGUGUGCAUGCACACUUCUACAGAUACACUGAAACAGAAGUCACCAGACCCUUAUAUAUAGUGAGAGGGUGGGGAGGGGUAUUACUCAGAAGGAUGCUGGUAAUGAGUGACUGGCUGAUAGGUGUGGUAAACCUGUUGACGACUGUUAAUGACUGCAACAGUCUUACAGAAAAAAAGCAAGGGAUGAGAUGGCUAAAAAUAGCUUUAUCAUGUAUAAUGAGAUAAGAAUCCAAUGUCUCUGUUUAGACCAGGUCUCUUCAUGCUUUUAAGCAGGGGUCAGCAAACUUUUUCAGCAGGGGGCCGGUCCACUGUCCCUCAGACCUUGUGGGGGGCCGGACUAUAUUUUGAAAAAAAUAAUAAUAAACAAAUUCCUAUGCCCUACAAAUAACACAGAGAUGCAUUCUAAAUAAAAGGACACAUUCUACGCAUGUAAAAACACUCUGAUUCCCAGACUGUCCGGGGGCCGGACUGAGAAGGUGAUUGGACCGGAUCCGGCCCCCGGGCCUUAGUUUGCCUACCCAUGGUUUUAAGUUUGGUAAUAAGUUGCAAUUAAGCAACUUCUCUUUCCAGUCUAUUCCUGUGUGCGGAAAGUUUAUUUGAACAAUAGGUAGUUACUACAAUCUGCUCAGACUCAUGGUUCAUGGUUUGUAAUCAAUCACUGACUUUGUCUGCAUUGCCUUCGUAUGCGGUGUGUUUGGGGGAAUCAGAGCUCAGAAGUAAACCACCAAUCCACAGGACAGAAGAUACUAAUAAUAGGGUUUCUCUGGAGUAAACUGGAUGCAAAUUUCUCACUUAGCCGGUGCUGAAAAUCAGCGUAAUGGAAGCAAAGAAGGAGAGAGCAUUGAUUUUUUGAUGAAAUAUUGUGGUGCAUAUAUACCCCAAAGGCUUUGCAUUAAGACUAGGCAGAAUCCUGACAUUUCCUAACCUUUUGGUGCCCCUUGUUGAAUUUUAAUAACAUGCUUUUUAAUUUUGUCCGCUUUCUGGUUGAGACUUAAUGUGUUGACCCUGCCAGACCUUUCCGACUACAGUGAUGAUAAUGUAUUUGUGUGUGUUUAUAUGCUAUAUCAGUGUCUGCAGAGAGGGCUUUAUGAAAUCCAUAACAACCCACUAUAUAAAAUACGCAUUGAUUGAGAUCCAGCGCCAUUAAAAUCAGCAGGAAUUUUGCCAUGGACUUUAAUAAUGUUGCAGGCCAGCCCAGUCUCCAAGCAAUGGGAGGUCCCAGGGGUUUCUGCCACACUUACUUGGGGUCCAUGUUUUCUUUUGGAAAUGAGGCACAGUGGAAAUUGUGGCAUCUUUCAUGACAUAUGAUUUAUUUGCACAUACCAUAUUUUCCAUCUAUUUUUGUUGUUGUUUAGUCGUUUAGUCGUGUCCAACUCUUCGUGACCCCAUGGACCAGAGCACGCCAGGCACUCCUGUCUUCCACGGCCUCCUGCAGUUUGGUCAAACUCAUGCUGGUAGCUUCGAGAACACGGUCCAACCAUCUCAUCCUCUGUUGUCCCCUUCUCCUUGUGCCCUCCAUCUUUCCCAACAUCAGGGUCUUUUCCAGGGAGUCUUCUCUUCUCAUGAGGUGGCCAAAGUAUUGGAGCCUCAGCUUCAGGAUCUGUCCUUCCAGUGAGCACUCAGGGCUGAUUUCCUUCAGAAUGGAUCGGUUUGAUCUUCUUGCAGUCCAUGGGACUCUCAAGAGUCUCCUCCAGCACCAUAAUUCAAAAGCAUCCAUUCUUCGGCAAUCAGCCUUCUUUAUGGUCCAGCUCUCACUUCCAUACAUCACUACUGGGAAAACCAUAGCUUUAACUAUACGGACCUUUGUUGGCAAGGUGAUGUAGACGCCCCUAUAUAUAAGACUCCCCCCUAUUUUGGGGGAUUCAGUACUAAGAAAAUGAGAGGAGAUGGCCCAAAGUUGUUGAGCCUUUCCCUCCAUGCAGCUGAAGGCAGGAUACACUCCCUAGAUCGGUUCCCGGUUGGCCAGAGGGCACCUUCCCCCCUGCUGCUGCACACAGGAAACGAUCCAGGGAGUGCUUCCCACGCACAGCGGCAUCAGGGAAAGCUGCACGCCGCCAGCCAGUGCCCCCAGAUCUCUCCCCAUGUGCAGCAACAUCUCCUCCCCCAUGCCACUACCCAGUUUUUUGACAUUUUUGUGUCAAAAAACCAUCUAAUACACGGGAAAAUAUGGAAUAUACAACCUGAGCCUACGACGAAGGGGUUCACAGCAUAAACAUUCAAGAGGGCCUUGCUUCGUCCAUAGGUACAGCCCUGAAUCCAAAUUGUCAUCAGCCACUCUGCUCCGCCUGCUGCUUUGCGUCUCAGUCACAGAACUCUCUAACCUCUGAUUUUAUCUUCUAACGAACUCUGGGUUAAGAGAGGAGCCCUUCCCAUUUGCCAUCUGGCACAGAGCCCCCUCUCUUUGGCUUACCUUAUGUCCUGUCAUCUUCCUUUAGUUCCCCUAAUGGCCCAUCACCCCAGGCAAUUUCCUGGGCACCGGAAUCUUAACCUAGCUUAGUUAUAGCUAUAACAUUCAAAUGGAAGCAUGGGAGAGGCUCUGGAGGGAAGAUUUUAAAUUUACGUCAUGUUACGAUCUAAAAGAAAACUGUAUGAAAAUGCUUUACAGGAGGUAUUUGUUAAAUUAGCCAAAAUGUUUAGAUCUAGGCCAAACACCUGUUGGAAAUGCAGGGAGGCGGGAGGCACAUUAAUGCACAUGUGGUGGAACUGUAAAAAGAUCAGAGAGUUUUGGAAAAUGAUCUGUAAUGAACUUAAGAAAAUGUUUAAACACUUUCCCUAAAAAGCCCGAAGCCUUCCUGCUAGGAAUUAUGGGUAACGGAAUUCCAAAGAAGUUCAGGAGAGUUUUCAUGUACUCCACAGUAGCUGCCAGAAUUCUAAUUGCAAAAAGCUGGAAGGGGGAAGUUAUCCCAUCCAAAUCAGACUGGCAAAAUAAAUUGAGAGAGUAUGCUGAACUAGUGAGAAUAUCAGCAAGUUUACGAGACGUUACAGAUGAAAAAAUUAUUAGAGAAUGGGACAUAUAUAGAGCUUACCUGAAAGAAAAUUGCCAAAAUAUCAAUCCGUUGGUAGGUCUUGAUUGAGUUUCUGCAUGUAAUAGGACAACUUUAUAAAUUUAAAGCAAUCAGAUUAAUGUAGAGAAGAUAAAGUUAAGUGUGUAACUAAAGAAUGUGGUUUGGGAACACAAUGGGGAGAUUGGAGGUCAUGCCAGAUUUAAUCACAAAUUGAUGUACACAAUAAGUAACAAUUUCGAAAUGAAUGUUUGUUUAUUUUUACAUUGUCUUUAACAUCUAUUGACUAUUCACGUUAUACAGUUUUAAAAACAAUAAAGCAGUUUAAAAAACCAAAACAAAACCUAGCUUAAUUAGCUGCUAACAUUUGCUGAUUUCAAGGGAUUCAAAGUAUCUAGCACACAGCUUGAUGCACACAGGUCUGGCUUGAAACACAUGGGUCUAGCACCCAGUUUUAACACGCCAAGCAUUGAUUAAAUUCUAACACCUACUGGAGCCAGGAAUUUACAGGAGUCUGGAACUCACAAAUGCAUAAGAUGUGGACUGUCCCCCAUUUUGAAACUGCUGUAUUAUGGAGUCGGUCAAUUAGUCCAUCAAGUCCAGUAUCCUCUGCUCUUGACGGGCAGCAGCUGGUUCCUCCCACCAUUCCUCUGUGUCCAAUGACAAAGAAGGGGUUAAAUGCCACAACCACAUAAGAUCAGGCCAUUGAAAUUACCUAACCUGGGGAGAAAACAGUAAAGACCUUAUGAAGAGAGCACAGCAGAGGUUAUAUUUUCUGAGAAUCCUCCGGAAAAAUAAUCUCUCAAAGGAGCUGUUGAUGGCAGUUUACCAUUGUACUGUGGAGAGUGUAUUAACUUAUGAUCUGUGUGUGUGGUUUGGAAGCUGCACAGUCAGGGAAAAAGCAGUGCUGUCCAGGGUUGUAAAGACUGCGGAGAGAAUAAUUGGGUGCACUCUUCCCACCUUGGAUCAAAUCUACGCUUCCAGGUGUCAUAAGAAAGCUGCAGAGAUAGCGCAGUAUAGUGUGCACCCAGGAAAUGAUCUCUUUCAGCUUCUGCCUUCUGGAAGAAGGUACAGGGUUAUAAAGACUAGGACUAGCUGCCUUAGAAACAGUUUCUAGCCAAAUGCGAUUUUGGUUUUAAACGCAGUGUAAGGUAGUCUUCGUGGGAGUAUAUUGUAUUUAAUUAUGGGGUAUCAGAGUUUUUAGGGGGUUAACCAGGCUGGGAUAGCAGGCUUGUUGGUUUUUGAAUGUCUUAUGUAGAUUUUUUCAAUUUCAUUGUUCUGUAUGGGACAAUGACAAUAAAGAUGAUCGUAUCAUAUGCAAGGAAAAGAACCAGAACAUCCUGCAUAUAGAGAGCUCAGUUCUCCAAGUGCUGGUCCUCAUGCAGACAAAACAGCAACAUCCACACAGAAGAGGCACACUGGGGUAGAAGUACCACCCAAGGGGGGGGGAAUUCUGAAGGGACUGGGCCCCCCAAAUGGCUCAAUGAAGACUGUUGAGGGAGGAGGGGAAUGAAGUAUUUAUUUGUUCUGUUUCACAGGAUUUCUAAACUGUUUAGUUAUUUUAAAAAAUCUCUAAAUGGUAUGUAAAGCACAACAUAAGAACAAUAAAAUAAAAACAGCUAAAUCAUGAAAGCCAGGAAAACAGUUUUACAGGUAGUAUUACGAUAGAUGUAGACAGGAAUUUAUUACUAAUAGGAUCUAGUUUAUGGGUUGAGGAAAACUAGGGGGGGAAAUAUGCGUCUUUACAAGAUUGCUGAAGAGGCUGAAGAAGGAACGCUUCACAAAGAGAGGAGGGAAUGCCACAGGGCUGGUGCAAUGAUGAAAAAAUGCGAGGAGUAAAAUUUCCCCAGAUGACCCAAGUGAUCUUUAGGCAUGCGGAAGAAAUUUGCUUUCGUUGAAAGGAGAACCUGCUAAAUUAACAUGAAAUAGCUUGCAGAAAUGUGUAUAAUAGUCAAAAAUUGCAUAAAGAUAAGUAAAAAUACUAUAUGCACUAAAAUAAUGCAAAUUUUAAAAUGAGGAUUCUUUUCUUUUUUUAAAGAAAAAUCACAAAUUGAUGCAGAAAUGUGGAGAACUAGAUUUAACAGUGGGAUAAAGGGUGAGAAACUUGGAAAAACUGAAAUGGGCAGUGAAAUAUACUCGGAGUCGAGUGUGAAUUUCAUGCUCUUUAUUCAGCUCAUACUAGCAAUGAAUGAAACUUCCCACAAAACAUCUAGCUAUAUAUACAUUAUUUACACAAUGGGCCUCGCGUGAUUGGCUAAUUCUGGGCUGCUCCUGUAGGCCAAUCAGGCUGCAGAUUCACUGGAUUGGGUGGCUCCUGCGGACCAAUCAGACUGCUGCAUUCUGGAUCCUAUUAUUCUAGGAUUCAGCUCAGUACAUAACAGGCAGAUACUGAUUUUACAGGUCUAUACAGGGAUAGGAGGUCUUUCGAACCGUUAUAGGGAACCCGUGAAAUACAGAAGCAGAGUGACUAUUAUCCAGGAAAUCUUGCAGUGCUCUAACCGGUCUGCCCUUUACUUUCUCCUUGCAGGAAGGCCUGGCUGACCAACGUCGGAAGCCCAAGCUCACGCAUCGACCGGACUAAUUUUGCUAAUGAGAAAGAGAUCACUAAACUUGAGUUCACGGGCUUUAGCACAAGAUACUAGCCAAACAGUAUAACACCAAGCUUAUUGUACUGCUUAUAGUAAUUAAUCAAUUGAAAUUAUUGUUGAUGUUAUCAUUAUAUUAUUUACUUAAUUGAAACACUAUAAUAAUAUUAAUUAUAAUAUUGAUUGAUUAUUAUUAUAUUGUUAGGUUUCUGCUUUUGCAUGAUAAUGUUUCACGCUUCUCUGAAGUGCACAAUCCCACUUUUUGGAACCUUCCUGAAUGUUAGCAAUUCUCCUGUUUGCAUUCAGUAGGAACUGCUGUGCGCUGUAAUUUUAGAGAGACAUUUUUUUGAAAAAUGACGUCUUUACAACCACUGGCUCCCCCAAGCUGAAGCUGUCCCUACAGAUUUCAAAAAGGCAAAUAGGAGCCUCUCUCGAGGCAAGUUCUUAGCAAGCCCAACUAAGAGUGUGAUUGCAUUUAACAGUGGCUGUUUCCUCCUUCUAAAGAACAGCCGGGUUGGGUUGGGAAAUGAAGUUGUGAUGGAAGUGUCCCUCCUGAGGCUAAUAGCAGUUUGGGGGGUGUGAUUUUCGCUGGGAAUACGGCAAUGCGAGAAGGGUUGACACACCAGGCUCCCAAUCCUGAUCACGCCACCACCCAUGGCUGCUAUUGGAAGAAAACACGGCACAUUAAUGCAUUUAACAUCUCAUCCAGACUGACCCACAGCCCAACUCAUAACAAAGCAUUAAGCACACUGGUUCCAAUAGGAUAACUGCAUCAGAUUUUGCCCUUGGCAGUUAUUGCUGUGUUUAUUUACAGAACAACCCUACCCAUCUUUACUUGGAAGUAAGUACCACUGCAUCCAGUGCGGCUUACUCCCGGGUAAGUGCUGAGUUCUUCCCUAUAGGGUUCCUCAGCUGUAUCUGGUUGGCUUCACAUCACAGAAACUACAACGCCUUCUCUGUCUCUCUCUCCCUCUCUGGCCUAUCUUUCAAUAUGUUUACCUUGCAUUCUGAUCCAAGUGACUUAGACAAUGUUAAAACAAUAUGAAAACUACCCAAUGUCCUUAGUUCUCUUGUUUGAAUGACUACUCCUUUGCAGCAGUAGCUGCAGGCCGUUUAGCAACAAGAACACAGUUCUUUCUAGGAAGGAAAGUGGCAAUAGCCAAUCAGAACUGCAAACUGCAAAACAUGCUUUGCUCUUCUUCGCGAACCUUCAUUGCUUGAAUCCAGGGUUCAUCCAUCUAUAACAGGAAAAACCCAAAACUGUUCACAAUUGCCUGAUGGAAAUGUGGAAAAUGAAUUAAAUAAAAAGAAAAUAAAAAAUGUG